GGUUCUGCCUUGACUUGGUGAGAUUAUAAUUUAACGUACUUUAUCCUGGUAGACAGAUUGACACCUCUUUACAGGUAUGGCCCAGAUAAAAGAAAUACAUUAAAUAAUGGCUUAUGUCAAGUAACAAAGUCAAUCAAUCAACCAAUCAGUCUAUAUUUUAUAUAGCACUUUCCAUACACAACCAUGAGGUACAAAGUGCUUUACACAGAAAAAGGGGAAAAAAAGAAACAAAGAAUACCCAAAUCUACCCCAACCCAAGAUUAAAAGAAUACCCAAAUCUAACUCAGCCCAAGAUUAAAAGAAUACCCAAAUCUACCCCAGUCCAACCCCUCAUUCCCACCCCACGAUCUAAAUGCAUCAGUAUUAAAAUGUAUAAACUUAAAAAGGGCUUGAUUUUGUGGAAACAGAAGUGUGCGCACUGAGGAAAUGUCAUUUUAAAACUCAAGAUAAGGAAACACUGGAGGUUUAGGUCAAAAUCUAAAAACAAAGUAGCAUAGAAUGAAAUUCAAGAAAUAUUGAAUAAAAUGAAAUAAAAACGACAGUAAAAGAUACUAAAAUAAGAGCACCAAAAUAGCUCAAUAAAAGACGAUCCUGUCAUUAAAACUAGAAGAGAUAAAUGCUAAAACAUUUAAACAAAGUUAAUGAUGUAAAAUUUAGUUAAAAGCAAGACUAAAAAGGUAUGUUUUCAGUUUGCUCUUAAAAUCAUUAAGAUGAGGUGCAGUCAUCAGGUCUUCAGGUAAGCUGUUUCAUAGACAGGGGCCAUAGUAAUAAAAAGAUGCCUCACCAUAUGUCUUGGUUUUAACUUUGGGUAAUGUUAACAGAGAACUUCCUGAAGACCUGAGGUCAAUGUAGGUCAUGACAGCUUACAAAUGCAUAUAAACACAGCGUGGAAAAAACCACCUGCUGUGGAAAUCAACCUAUGAGCUUUAUAAACUCUGACUGCAUGGGAGCAAACUAUUUUAUUCUUGUAGGCCUAAUAAAACAAAGUAGGCUGUCAAUAUUACCUAAGAUCUGUAGAUAUGUUCACAGUCAUGUAUAAGGAGGAGAAAAAAAUGGAUAAGGCCAGUAGUUUUAUUUAGAUAAUAAAAAAUAUUUUAGGAUAUUUUUUUCAGAAAUAUCAGUUGUAUUUUUAUACGUGGGAACAUAUUAAGUUGUCUAACACGUCUUCACUGCUUAUAACACCUGUCAUUAGUCAGACGGCGUCCUUAUGUAAGAAAAAAAGAAAUAAAAAAAGACUGACAGCAGUGGAGGAGGGUCCUGACCCGCUGCUGUGACACAUGUGAACCUCUGUACGCAGCAGUUGUAGAAGGCGGAGCCACAGAGCAGGUUAGCGCUGCACGGAAAAAAAAACUUCAGCCACACUUAACUAUGACGUGAAAAACGAUGUUUCUGACCAUUCCCCGGGGAUUAUAAACACCAAACAGACGUCUGCAGAGUUAUUAAAACCCAUGUAAGUGGAAUUCAGGUUUUGUUCUGUCAUGUAUUUUUUCUUUGAGGUCUUAUAAAAGUGUCAGGACCUGUUGAAGGGCUAGCAUACUAGCUACUGUGAGCUAACGUUAGCCAUUAGCCGCGAGUGUUUGGCAGUUGUUUCCUAGUGACGGGGCUAAAGACGGAAAGUCAGUCCGGAUGCAAAGUACGUGUAUAAACUCUCUUAUUAGUUAAAAGGAGCACCGAACUGUAUUAUUGCGUUUCUUUUAUUUUAUUUAGGGCCAGAUAAGUAAUACAUGUGUGUGUGUCAUCAUCCAGAUGUUUACUUUUUGACAACUCAAGACUCGCAGAUAGAGAGGCUAAUACAUGUUGUUGUUGUUGCAGAAAUAGCAAAAGCAGACAAGCAAAAUGUAUCAUAUAUCCAUAGUAUGAUUAUCACCACUGUAUUUAAGCAUUGUGGCUGUAUCAACCAGUUGCGUAUUGAUUUCAGCAUGAAACACAACAGACGGAUUUCACAGUCAGUCUCCUCAUAUCUUUUGUAAACAAGCUUAUCUAUAUCCCACAUCUCUAGCCGUCUUUUCAGCUGAUUUUGUAGGAGCUGCAAAAAAAUCAAAGUUUACUUUUUACAAGGUAAAUCCCAGUUAAAAAAAAGCAUAAACAAAUGUUUGCUGAGAAAAUAUUAGAACACACGUGAAAUCAGAUAAGUGGCAAGAGCCCCUGUAGUAAUGCCUGUAUCACCAGCAGGCCCUGGAUUUCAGUGAAGUUAUUUGUUUUUGUGACACAACAGUGGAUUUUUUUAGUAAUAAUCAGAUUUUAUUUUCUUUUCAGGAUUUACAUCGAACCAUACAUCAUUUUAAUUCAAAUAAGGUAGAAAUGACAAAAAAAGUAUAAAACAUAAGAGAAACAAAAGAAAGCAAAACAAAAAAAAGGGGAAACAAAGAAAAACCACAGCAGCAACAACACAACAGUGUGUCAUCAGUUAAAGAAAUAUGUGUCCUUGUAUUUAUACAAAAAACAUUUUUUAUUAUUAGCUCAGUCUGGGACCCCCUAAACUACCAUUUCCCCUCUGUAUAGUUUCACGUAGACCUUUAGGCAAGUAAUCCAUAAGGGGCUGCCAUGUGCCCAUAUAGAUAUCAUCAUUCCCCUUUAAACAGUGGACAUUUUUAUCUUGUGUGUACAUCAUGCCAUCAGGUAAUGGCUCCAGUCCUUAUGCUGUUUUUGGCUUUUUAAUGAUCAAUUUUUGUGUCUUUUGUUCAUAUUAUCAGGGUACAAAGUAUAGAAUCUUACAUAAGGUUGAUGCUUCAAAUCUGCUUAUUUUUCUCUAGAAAUCUAGACAUAUUUUGCAAUUCCCAGGUUCUCCUUUUAAGUUACCGUAGUAUGUGUCAACCCUUAUUAUGGAGCAGACUGGUAUGUUUCCGGGAACUGACUCCUCAGCGGUUUCAUACCCACAUGACAGGCCGUGAGAAGCUGACUGGUUAAAUUUAGAGAUCCUAUCAAGUGUUGCCUCCUUCUGAGUUCAAGUCAGUGUGUGUUCAGACACUUGCACAGCUGACAGGGAGUUUAUUUGAAUUUUCAUGAUGAUAUCAAAUUUGUGUUUUGCAUAAACACUAGACCAGCUCUGACAUGAAUGCAGAUCAGGGUGUGUAAUAAUGAGUCAGGUAAGAUAUAAUUUAGGAUUUUGGUUUCCCUUGCAUGUGUGUUUUGGUGCUUCACACAGUAAUAUGAUGAAUGCACCUGUUUUCCCACCCUAUCCAGUCUCCUACUGACUUGUUCCUCCUUUUUUAACUUGUCUUUUUUGUCUUGACAUUAUUAUUGUUUUAUAAAAGCACUGAAGACUCUUCAUGUGGCUUAAAUUGUCACUCAAUCCAUUAGUCAGUGAUUAAAAAUUGAUUCCAAUGGCAUCUGUUUAAUAAUUUAAUAUUUUGGGGCUGUCAUAUGCCUCAAAAUCUAGUAAACUUAAAAGCUUUAGUCUAGGUUUUAUUAUGUUUACACAGUGUCAAAGUAAUAAUAAAGAAAUUAGUAACAACAAUAUUCCUAAAUAUUAACAUUUAAUCUCUAAUCUAGACUACAUUUUUACUUAUAUGAUCUUCUAUGUGCUACACCACUUCAGCAUUAGUUUUUAUUUGUGUCUUUAUUGGCGUGAAAUUGAGUAAUUCAAACACACUAAGAAGAUUUACAACCUUAUAGUGACAGCCCCCACUGAUAUCGCUCAAAUGGUUUCUUUUAUUGCAUUAUUCAAAGAGCUAGAUUAGACAAAUUAGGCCAACAUCUUUAUUGUCUCUCCCCUUUUAUCUGUAGUUGGUGCCGAGCCAGUGCAUGUAAUGACUGAAAAUGUGGUCGCGUGUGUGUCCAUUGUGUUGGGAAGAGAUGGGCGUAGGCCAGCCCCCUCAUCUAAUAUUCAGCCUUGAGUAAAGGGGGGAUGCUGAGCGUGAUCCCAGCAGUGCUUGUUGAUACUGUGUGCGAGUGAGAGGGAGAUCAAGAUAAGUGUUAAAUAUCUGAACAAAAAGAAGCUUCACCUUACACCAAGGUAAGGGGUUCUCCUUUCUGCUGAUUGGUGUUUACUUUUCUCUACCUUUUCCUCUUUUAGCAUCUUUUUUAUCGUGUAUUUUGCUGGUUGUAUUGUUGGUUUUGUGUCAGCUGGUUUUUACAGCGGCUUUUUUUUUCUCUCAAGGAUGUGUUUGAGAUCCCAUCUGAUCAUUGUCCAAAGAGAGAGGGAGCUAAAUGUGUACUGAUUGGCUCUUGUGUUGUGUUAUCGUCCACCCAUUGUGCUGAGAGACAGGGAGCUGUGGAGGGUGUGUCAACAGGCUCUUACAGCCUGCCUCCGUUAACAAAGGAUUUAUCUCAUUAAUGUGUGACACUGGCUGAUCAGGAAGAACACUUGACAGGUGAUUCCUGACUAGACAACAAUGCCCCACUUGUAGAAAAAAUGAGAGAAUGAACAACAUUGAUAAAUCUCUCUGAAUUUGACUGUCUUGGGCCUCUUUCCAGGUCAGCGUCCAUGUGACAUUUAAGCUUUUAUUGACACGAACCUGAGCUGCUUUCUUUACAGAUUAUGUUGAAAUCAUGAACAAAGUGUUCACUAACCUCUACGCGAAACUCAUUGCCAAGGCAACUUACAAGCAGUGAAUGUAAGCAGAUUAAUGUUGAGCUACUGUGGCAGGAAGUGAGUCUGGCCGUGAUGGAAGAGCCCAACUUUGAUGAAUCAUUAAUGAGUUUUUCAUUGAUUGGCUGAGCCCUGCGUACAACAAAACACCCAUUUUUGUGGGGCUUUCUUUUGUCAUGCAGUGUUAAGGAUGAUAAGACAUUUAACUGUGUAUUAUUUUUUUAUUAUUUGUGAAUACUGCUUCGUUUAAAAAAAAAAAAAAGCUGUGUAACAGGAAUGGUCUGCUCUUAGUCAAGGUUUAAAAUAACUCUUUAUAAUGGUGGAGCCUCAUUAUAGAAAAUCUCGCCAAAGUGGGCUGUCUCCAUUGAUCUGUCUGAUGCAAUCUGUCUGAACUGCGUUCCACUGCUCAUUUCCCAUCAAUGCAAAACAAUUCUAGUGAAAUGGCCUGCUACUGUGCUCCUAUUUUAUUUUCAGACCCUUUAAUAAACAGUGCUUUUCAUGUUUAACGUACGCAAGCUUCACCGAGUCCAGUUUAAAGCAGUGUGGGUGGGUAGAAGUGAGGUAGGUCUUGCUAUAAUUGAAGCACACAGCGAAGCGCACCAAUUAUCCAAGUCGUCUCUCUUUUCAAAGGAGCAAAGUUGAACAACCAUUGUUUGUCUUCAGUGAUAUGUAAUGACUUGUUGAACUUUGUGAGCCCAGCAUUGUAACUCCCAUGCCUUCAUUAUACUGAGCAGACAAAUUUCACUUCAUGUUUUCUGCAUGACUACACAGAAUACAGUCAGCUGAACUGACCCGAGCAGCCCUGUUCGCUCUUGUUUUGUAAUGAGUGUCUAAUAGGCACGCGCCGCUCAUUGUCCUAUUUUGAUCAAACUUUUACAACUUGAAAAGGAAAAAUACUCUUUCCUGAGGGAUGAGGAUCUUAUUGUGGCAGUGAAGGCAGAUAAGUUAUUUCACUUUGGUGGGAAAUAAACACAAACACUUCUAUGCAAACAAAUCAAGCAUGUAUGCAAAUAUGCAAAUAAAUAAACACACCCUAUGCAGCUCUUAAAAGUCCUGCAAAUGCUUUUAACAUCUGUUUGCAGAAGAUGUGUAAUGAAAAUCAUGCAGCCUCUGUUUUAUUGUUUUCAAGGAUGGGUUUCUGUGCGUGAGUAAGGUUCGAGCAGCACUCUUUUAUUUACAGCAUCACUUCAAAGAAACACCACACCCUCUUCCCCAGCUUCAACUGAGUGCUUGCUUCCGUCUCAGUAAUGUUUCACAUUUAACUGCAAAGAGCAGGUAGCUGCGAUCGGUGUCUCUAACUUUUUGUAUUUUUGAUCUAAUCUCCUCUCUGCCUGUUCCACAGUGGUGUAAAGGGCGCUAGCAUUCAGCCAUGGAUACCACCACCUCUCUGAAGAUGACCUCUCUGGCUGUACAGAGUCUGUUCAGCUAUGUAGAGGAGGAGAACCUGGCUGCUAUCAAAGCUCAUUUGGACAAGUUCAGAGAUGUGGACAGCAGGAGUGAUGUAAGUCAGAGUCUUGAUUAAAUAUCUGUCAAGAAACUCACAUGGAAAAGUACAAGCUGAAACAUUUAUUUAAAGGUUUAAAGGGCUGGAUGAAAAGAAAGGACUACCUCCUGCUAAUCUGUUCUGCAGUUGAUGUGUUGUCAAGUCUUUUACUUGCACAUAAAUUGAACACAUUGAACCACCUUUAUCAAAGUUAAGGGGUCAGGGGUAAACUGGAAGUGUCAAUUGUGAAGUAAAAUCUUAAAAUAGAGUUGUUUGAUCGUUUUAAUUUCCCUCCAUGUUUCUGUGUGUUUGUUGAAAACACCCCGCUAUUAUACUCAGGGAUCUAUUCCCUCAUUUCCAUGUAAUGUCAUGUAAACUCUAGUUUAUUCUGAUGACACAUAAACAGUGCUGUUCAAAAUACUGUGUAGUGAAUUAAGAUGGAGAGUAUUUGCCAGAAAGUGUAUCUUUCACACCAGAACAAAAACAGUUUUCUGUAGAAAUAGAGGGAUUUUUCAAAAAAUUGAAUCAUUUAACUUUUUCAGAUGACAAUCCCCGUUCAAGGUAAGUUGGGUCACAGUUGUUGAAUUCAGAGUUUUAUGUGAAUAAAAACUGAUUUUAAUGGUUUGCAAAUCAUGAAAAGUCUAACUAAGAACAGAAUAGAGUAACUUAUGUUGAAAGUAAAAAUAGUUCUUGUUUUAUGAAAAAAUAAUGUUCAUUUUACAUAAGAGCCAGCUAUGCAUUUCAAAAGAGUGGGGACAGAAAUCUGCUCUGUAGUGGAAUCAUUGCAUGGGCUCAAUAUCACUUCAGAAUAUCACAGUCUGCAAACACAGUCUAAAAGAGGUGUAAACUAUUGGUAUUGUUAAUCAAGAUUUGUCAUUUAUGUUUUAAAUCAUGGUUGCUGCAUCUUCUUUAAAAGGAGAGACCACCUGGCUUGUUAGCAGCACACAGAUCAAAAGCCAGCAUCUGUCAUGUUGCAGGAAUGCGUAGGCAACCCAAGGCAAGGAUAGCUGACACAUUAUAUGAACUUUAUAUGCUGCCAUCCAGAAGAUACCUUAUCUUAGAAGACUGCUAAACAAGCCUGUCAGCUGUCCCAACUUGUCACCAAUUGUGGCAUAUCGCGCACUGAAAAGUACUACAGCAGAUACUUCAAAAACUGUUGAGCAGCAAAGAUUUUACUUGCUUUUCAAAACUCCAGGAACUAGUCUCCACAACAAAAUCUUUGUCCUAACACCAAAGCUCCGAAUCAGUGGAGAUCAAUUGUUAAAUUAAAGUGCAAUAUAAGGUGCAGAAACUUGAAAAAGUUUUAUCGAUGCCUCAAAUUUGAAACUUGAAGAACUGACAUCAAUUUGUACUUUGUAAUCUCUGUAUGUUCAGUCAUAUUUGUCUGUCUUUUAGGUUUAGUAGUCUAUACCUUUUUCAUUGUAAUCUGUGUAACCAUUUUUAUUAGUACGGGACUAUUAAUAAACUACAGCCUCAUGUGUUGCAUGAAAGGACAGAUUGUCAAGUUAUCCUUCGAUAAAUAAUUAGAGUUUGAUCAUCAUGUUAUCCCUGCCUGCCCUUUUUCUCUCUUUUAAUUCUCUGACUGGUUAAACAAUAAACAAUACAGUUAAUUGGCUUGAUGCUGUAUUCAAAUUUGUAUCAAAGUCUCAGUCACUAUUUCCCUUUUUCUCUGUUUCAGAACGGACAGACACCCCUAAUGGUGGCGUCAGAGCAGGGCAGCCUGGAGAUAGUACAAGAGCUCAUUAGGAGAGGAGCCAAUGUUAACUUGGAUGAUGUUGUAAGCUUGCACACGCACACACUCACACAUAAAACCUCUCAUAGAGCCCAACACAAAUACACUCGCACACACAGAUAGGCGUGGUGCUACAGAGCGCUGUGCAGGUGAAAAACAGUGCGGUUGUUUAAAUACAUCACCCACCUUACAUCGAAGGCGGAGCUGAAAUACUGGCCUUGAUGUUCAGCCUUGCUGAACUCACCUCACUCAGGCUUAGUCCACAGCUAUUAUGAGCAAUCAUGAAGUAUAAUGACAACCUAUUACACACUUUUACCUUUAUUCCUUCAACUAAAUGACAGGAUCCAGUCGUCGGCCAACACCCAUGGGUCUCUAGAAGCUGGCCCCUCCACACGCUUGCACUCAAGCGUUCAUUUACCCUUCCACUUAGGCGCACGCACGCAUGCCCGCACACUACACCUCUCAUUAACAUCUCACGUACGUGCAACCUGUAAUUACACUCAAACUUUUGCUCACUCUCGCACCAAAGCAUCAGAAGCAAAGAGAAGCAUUACACACUGCGGUCAACCUCGUCUGUCACAUUUCACCCUCUUGACACUCCUAUCUGCCCAUGCGACACCCUAUUCCCAUGAGCACCUGGUAUGACCAGCUGGUAGGUAAAGUGCUUUGACCAAACCAGGGGCGUCCCACGUCUAGCUCGGACUUACUUUUUUGACCUGUGUUUGGAGUAUUAUGGGAGUCCUGAAGAUAAUAAGUUGUCUGUAUGCACAGGACUGCUGGACGGCGUUGAUUUCGGCAGCCAAGGAGGGUCACAUCGAGGUGGUGAGGGAACUGCUGGAGAACAAUGCUAACCUGGAACAUAGAGACAUGGUGAGAGCAUUGAAAGUUAACCGUAAUACACAUGAACAAUCUGUGUGUAGUAUGCUGUGAUUAAAAACAGUUACUGCACAGUUAGUAUGAAAUUAUGUUCUCUUGAUGAUAAGUUAGUGUUAUUGAGGAAAGAUUGUGGCAUAAGACCGUCUGGGAGGAAUAGUAGAUGAGAUGUGUGCAAGGACAUCAGCUCAUACUGACUUUUAUUCCCAGGGUUUUUUUAGCAUGUCAUCAUCAUAAUGCUAUUUUAUGAUUUGACAAAAGACAUAAAAUUGCAAAGGAAAACAUCUAAAGAAACAGGUGUUGGAUAGGACAUAACCUCUGUUUAGUCAUAUGUCCUUAGUGCAGGAACGUUUUGUCAAUUUUUUAAUAGAGUGAUAAGAUGUGAUCGCUCAUCAACAGUCUAAAAUUCAGACACAGUGACAGACAUAAAAAAGGUAAUAUAUACACUGAAAGUUUUCAUAGAGGAUUGUGCCAUCCUCACAGGUUUCCCACUGAUACCAACCCUCUUCCUCAACAUCAUACUGCCUAUUAUACAGCUACUUACUUAAGAAAUUUGCAUUUUUGUACCAAGUGUUGAAGUGUGAUAAUUUUCUUGAUUUAAAAUGAUUCUGUCAAUGAAAAUCAUCGGUUACACUCACAGUUUAGGUUACAGCAACAGUUUGCUCUGUACUCUUCCUUAAGUAAGCUACGAAGCUGUAAUUACUUACAUCAAAAUGACCAUUUUCAGAGACGGCGAAGUAAAACAAGAUGAACAGGACACAGGAAUCAGCCUGGUUUCUGAUUGAGAUUGUUCUGUUCUGUUGUGACCUCCAUUUUUGUCUCUGCUCUCCGUCUUUGUCUGCACUGUUCCCGUCUCUGCUCUCUAAACCAAUGUCAAAUUAAGUGGAUGUCUUUCAGUGGGUUGAUAUGAUUACAGUCAGUCCUCUGGAGCCAGUGAUUAGUGGCUAUGCAGCGGCAUACUGUCAAGAAAUUAUAAACUGUUGCUAUGAAGUUCUGACCUAUCAGAAUCCAUUGUCUAGCAAAGCUGCACAGUGAAUAUACAUAAUACAUAACGUUAAUCUUCUUAAACCAUUCUGACUGUUAAUCUAAUCCUAAAAAGGUCGAUGCCAUGUUUCAAAAAUAUAACAAAGUUAAAAUGUCUCUAUCAUGCAUGCAUUCCUGGUCUUUAGAAAUGUAAUAUCUCUGUUGCUGGUUUAAGAGGAUGAUCAGCUCACCCUGAAAUGGAUAUAAAAUGAAAUCAGUUUUAUGUGUGAUGGCUUUUCUCUACUAGUAAUCCAUUUAUUCAGCUCUGGUUGUCUUUUGUAUGCGGCGGUUAUAUGAUUCAUUCUGGGUAUCCGGACUUGUGGGAGGCAGACUGUCUGCAGGCUUGUUGUCGCAGCUUUACUGCAUAUUCAUGACCAGACCAUUGACAACAUGCAGAUGAGUUUGAAAUUUUUAUUACCCCCACUGAAAGCGAUUAGUAUUUCAAGACUUUCGAGCAGGCAGAAAUGCUCAAAAUGUAAUCAAAUCAACAAUGACCAUUAGUAAAUGAUGUACAUGAUGCUUUUUCAUCCCUUCGCUUGCCCUCAAAGAUUAGACUUUUUUUUUUUUAUCCCCCCCGUUCUAUUUUUUGUGUAAUAUUUGACAUUUAGAGUUCAUUUCAAAUCCUCAAAGCCUCUGCUACUUUAUGGAAAAUACUCUGGACAUCAGCUGACUCAGUGGCGUGCCGGUGUGUCUAAGCUGCACAGGACAGAUCACAGCCAGUCAUCACAGUGGGAUUAUAAUAAACCACUCUGUGUGAUACUGUCCACUCACUAGAUGGUGUGUCACCCCAGCUGGAAAUAGCUCAUUUUCCUGCAACAGAGUCUGCUUGGAUUUCACCUAUUCUGUGAAGCUUAAAAUUAAUGCUUUGGUUGACCUUAAAGCUUAUUCUGAUGAAAUAAUGCACGCUAAUUGUAGACACAGAACAGAACGUGUACUAUGUCCUACAUAUAGACCUCUUUUUGUUUCCAUGAGCAAAUCUUUCCCUUUUUUCAUUAACCUCUGCUUUGUUUUUUCUUUGUGUUAAUCUUCAGGGUGGUUGGACUGCCCUCAUGUGGGCAGCAUAUAAAGGUCGUACAGAUGUGGCGAAGCUGUUACUGGAAAAAGAAGCAAAUCCCAACAUCACUGGUCAGGUAGCGAAAGUGGACAGAUUUUAUUUCUUCUUGGUUCCCCCGUAAUUAGACCAUUAUGAUACGAAUAUAUCACUGUUUAAAUGCUUGUGGUAAAGACAUUGCACAAUUCUUAAAAAUAAAAAUAUUUUGUGAAAAGCAGCUUAGAGAGCCAUUUUGCAAAUACAGGCAUUUUUUAAGACAUGAAGAAAAGCGUAUACACAGAAACUGUGAGCUAUAGCUUGUAUGCACUAUUUAAUAUUCAUGUUUUAAAUGCACAUCAUAUCAUUACUGCAGUAUUGCACAUUAUAUUUACCCAUGAAACAUUAUUGAGCAGACAUGAUGUUUUUUUUUUUUUUUUUAACAUUUCUGUGGAUCAACACAAACAUUUAUUAUCUCGCUCCUUACUUACGCUGGGCUGUGCCUCCAUGAUAAUCAUUUUCUGUGUCAGUCAUGUGACCAGGCUGAUAGCGUUAGUACGACCACAGGCCCUAAACUCAUCAUUAGUUACUGUCAGCAUGACUUCACCCCUCUCCUCUGCUCCAACAGUACAGCGUCUACCCCAUUAUCUGGGCGGCAGGUCGAGGCCACGCUGAGAUUGUCCAUCUCCUGCUGCAGCAUGGAGCCAAGGUCAACUGCUCAGACAAGGUAACUACAGACUGACAGAUGUUCAUCAUUUACUCACUUUUUAAUCUAACUGAAUAUGUAGUAAGUGGUGUAAGCUCAAGAAGUCCCUGGAUGUUUCACACGAUCAUAUCUCCUAAUUUUCCACACAGUAUGGUACCACUCCUUUAAUCUGGGCUGCCAGGAAGGGCCACUAUGACAGUGUGAUGCACCUUCUGGCUAAUGGAGCUGAUGUGGACCAAGAGGGAGCGGUGAGAAGAUUGUAGAUUUCCAUUGAAUGGUUGUAUAUGAAUUUAGCGGAGAUCCAGUACUGCUGUGCUUUAUUUGAAUUUGACUGGUCCAUUUUAUACAAUUAGUUUUCUCAUGGUCCUUUGUUAAUUAAAUGAUUUGUAUCCACUAUUAAGAUACAUUUUGUGAAUGUGUUUUAUAUUAGUAGAGUGGACAAAAGAAACAUCAAUCUGUUCAUCAUUUAAAAAUAGAAAAUGAAAUGUACUAAUGUUGGCUGUGAAAUUUGAUCAGCAUGAAAAAAUAAAGAUCAUAGUUACUUUUAUUAAGAAGGAUUUUGGAUAUCUGGGGAGAGUUUGAACAGUGUGCUAAUUUUUAUUACACAUAUUACAAUUUCUUCUAUUUGUCUUUAGACUUAAAUAAGUUGACAUGGCUCAAUACUUGCAGGUGUUAAUAUUUGACUUGGUAUUCCAAACAGGUAGUACCAGCACAUCUGCUUACUCUCUUUUUAGGGUUCAUCGUGCUAUGACAUGCAUGAUGUUCUCGCUCGGGCUGUUUUCACUAAAUGAAGAUUUAAUGCCACCAUACAGAAAAGCCAUUAGUAAACUGCAAUAUUAGAUAAUUGAUUGCGCCAGUGAUGUGGUGCAUCUGUGUUGCUUUGAGUCAUGUUGCAUCUGUGCUAGUACAAGCUGAAUGAUGAGAGAGUUUGAAAUAUGGCAUCAAUAAUCCGACGGAAAUAAAUGAUCAAAUGUUGCAGAGCAGAUUGAGACAGUCCACUGACUGGAAAAAUACAUGUUGUUUUGCUUAUUUAAUAAUAAAUGACUCGUCAGUGGGUCUGUCCCCACUAGCUGCGGAAAAGAGUAGAUCAGAUGUGAAAAACAUGUAGUACUUGAUAAACAUUUCCCUAACAUAACACUGGAAAAAAUACAGAAAAAAAUCUAUAGUCUUAAAGCACAACUAUGAGAAAGACUCAGUUUAGAUCAUUUGUUUCUAUGUCUUCUCAGAACUCAAUGACGGCCCUGAUUGUGGCAGUAAAAGGUGGCUAUAAUGAGGUUGUGAAGGAGCUACUGAAAAGAAACCCAAAUGUCAACAUGACGGACAAGGAUGGCAACACAGCUCUCGCCAUUGCUGCCAAAGAGGGACACACAGAGAUUGUGCAGGACCUGCUGGAUGCCGGCACCUACGUCAAUAUCCCAGACAGGGUGAGGACAUUUUAUAUUACAUCAGUACUACAAGUUUGAAUACAUAGUGGAGAGGCUGAUAUGGAACGAAAAUUAAAUUUACAUCUCUGUCUGUUUUUUUCCACCAUCUCUUUCAGAGCGGGGAAACAAUGUUGAUAGGAGCAGUGCGAGGAGGUCAUGUGGAGAUAGUCCGAGCGCUGUUGAACAAAUACGCUGAUAUUGACGUCAGGGGGCAGGUAGAAACGCUCUCCUCUGCUAUCUUUGCUCCCUAAUUUAUUUGCAAAGGCAGGCAGGAGGCCUUCUUGUGUUCCCUAUGUGAAAUAUCACACUGCUACUCAAUACUGUUACUGUCGCUCUGUUGUUUCUCGCUAAAGUAAACUUGAAUCCACAGGUUAGGGAAACACAAGCAUGCUCAAGUGUUAUUUCUAUAUCAACAAGCAUUCCUGGAAUACUUUUACAUAAUAAUAACCUUGAAACAUUUAUCAUUCAAACAGUCUGAAAGUCUUUUGUGAAUCUGCCAAUGUCUAUUUUUCCAGGAUUAACAAACAUUUGUCUUUUCCUCCUUACAUCAGGAUGGAAAGACUGCCCUCUACUGGGCAGUGGAGAAAGGGAACGCCACAAUGGUGAGAGACAUCCUGCAGUGUAACCCCGACACUGAGAGCUGCACUAAGGUAAGUCACACUCAGUAGUAAGAGUGAAAAUGCACUUUCUCUUACUUAUGCAAACCUUGUACUAUUUCUUUCUACUCCUUAUAUCGUACACAUGACUUUUGACAUUUAAAGGAUUAUAAUAUUUCAACCCAAUUGUAUCAAAAAGAAAAAUUUCAUCAAAAUUCUGUUGUUCCCCCUAAAACACGCAGUUAUAAAACGUAGUUGACUGCUUUUCAAAGGCUCUGUCCUUAGCCAGCUUACUGAAAUACUGCUUUGUGAAGGCAGUGGUGAUGUUUUACUUUGUUGGGUUGAUUAUUCUAAAUUAAAAGGCCCAGUGUGUAUCUUGUUUUCUCCUAAUUAAGCUGUAGCCCAACGUCUAACACGUUGUAUCUUUGUGUUUUAGGAAGGAGAGACUCCACUUAUCAAAGCCACCAAAAUGAGGAACAUUGAGAUAGUGGAACUGCUGCUGGAUAAGGGAGCCAAAGUGUCUGCAAUGGACAAGGUGCUUUUAAAAAACAGACAUGAAGAUAAUAUAACAAAUGAAAGCAAAUUUCCUUUUAGUGUUCUGUGAGGUUCUUUCAUAGUUAUUUUGAGAAUUAUAUCAGUAAAUGUGAUUUGCCAAUUCCGUGUAUUCUGCCGGCCAGAAAGGAGACACGCCCCUCCACAUCGCCAUCCGAGGGCGAAGCCGAAAGUUAGCUGAGCUACUGCUGAGGAACCCCAAAGAUGGCCGCUUGCUUUACCGUCCCAACAAAGCUGGAGAAACACCCUACAACAUUGACUGUACCCACCAGAAAAGCAUCCUUACACAGAUAUUUGGAGCCAGUAUGACAUGAUUUCUCUCAGACUUUUAAUUCGUGACACAAAAAAUUAUAGUCUUGGUUUGUCAGAAACUUUGUCAGUUUUUUUGCACUCUUCCUAAUUUUCUCUCUCUUUUUGUUCCUCUCUCAGAGCACCUCUCUCCAUCUGAGUCAGAUGGAGACAUGUUGGGUUAUGAUCUGUAUAGCAGUGCUCUUGCAGACAUCCUCAGUGAGCCUACCAUGCAGCCCCCCAUCUGCGUUGGACUGUAUGCUCAAUGGGGCAGCGGCAAGUCUUUCCUCCUUAAGAAACUUGAGGGUAAGGAAAUCUACAAUAUCAAAAAAUUUAAAAAAUGAAAAGUAAAGAAUUGCAAUGCAUACUUUUUCUUUUUUCUUUUUUUUUUGUCUCUGUCAGAUGAGAUGAAGACCUUUGCAGGCCAGCAGAUAGAGCCAUUGUUCCAGUUUUCCUGGCUGGUUGUAUUUCUCACCCUGCUUCUCUGUGGCUCAGUGGCUCUUGUUCUGGGCUUCACUGUUGACCCCAGGCUUGCGAUUGCUGUCUCCCUAAGCCUCCUCGCCCUGCUCUACAUCUUUUUUGGUAAGGAAAAAGAAAAACGUCAAGUUCCAUUUCAUUUAUGGAGAAUUUCUUACUCAUGAAUCAAUACAAAGUUGUAAGCAGUCAUACAGAAAUUUAAAAAAUGUACAGAUCAAAGACAAAAUAGAUUUAGAGUAAAUUUCUUACUUUUCUUUUUCAAUUAUACCUUUGUGAAAAAUAAGACAAAAAAGAGAUGACUUGAGUUUCUUGCUGACAUUUUUCACUCUCUUGGUUGACUCCAGUGUUAGUGUACUUUGGGAGUCGUCGUGAGAGAGAGAGUUGGAACUGGGCUUGGGUCAUCAGCACCCGUCUGGCUCGCCAGGUCGGUUACCUUGAGCUGCUGCUUAAGCUGAUGUUUGUCAACCCGCCUGAACUUCCCGAACAGACAACCCGUGCCCUGCCUGUCAGGUGAGCUAAACUGGCUUACACUCAAACCCAACUGAGUUAUGUCAGUCAUCAUCAUCUGAGACAAAAACAGAAACAGCAUUCACCGAAUCAUCAGUAGCAGCAUAAUCAUCAUCUUAAUUAAUCCUUGGUAUUGGCAUCAUCCAUGUCAUAGCUUUCAACAUCACCUAUACAGAGUUACUCACAGAGAGAUGGGUCUGAAACCAAAACCUCAUAUGAGUCUCAUCUGCAGUUUCCUGUCCAACUAAGCAACCAAAGUAUCAUUUGUCUUUCUGACGUGUCACACAGGUUCUUGUUCACGGAUUACAACCGCCUGUCCAGUGUUGGAGGGGAGACCUCAAUGGCUGAGAUGAUAGCCACGCUCUCAGACGCCUGUGAGAGGGAGUUUGGCUUUAUGGCCACCAGGCUGUUCAGGGUUUUUAAGAAUGAUGAAAUCCAAGGUAUGCUGGAGGUUAACAUCUUAUUUUUUUAUGUGAUGACGUUUACUGGGCUCUCAAAGAAAUAAUAAAACUUUUUUUUUUUUUGAUUAAAUGGAAUCUUACAUUUUUAGUUGCUGUAAGUGGCUGAAAAAAUAAAAUAAUACUCAUGCUCAUAUUUCAGGUAAGAAGUGGAAGAAAACAUGUUGCGUUCCCUCCUUUGUGCUGUUCGCCUUCACUCUGGGAUGCCUGAUCACUCUUAUGGCCCUGUUGGCCAUCUUUAAAGUGAGUUGUAGCCACAAGUCAGUGUGCCCUGCUUAACCUCCUCAAAUAUGUGUUUUAACCACUACAUCGACCUGACACCCCAGUGAUCAGUUUCGCUGUUCUUGACCCCAGGUUGACCCUGCAAACUUGACAGUAAAUGCAGUCCUGAUAGCCAUGGCCAGUGUGGUGGGACUCGCUUUACUGCUCAAUUGUAGGACGUGGUGGCAGGUGGCUGACUCCGUCCUCAACUCCCAAAGAAAACGUCUCCACAGUGCGGCCAAUAAUCUGCAUAAACUUAAGAGUGAAGGAUUUAUGAAGGUAAUAAAGUCACUCCUUGACAGUCAUAUCUCCUCUAAGGUAAAUCCUUUGACAGCUUGUUGUCAUGGAUUAAAGGGGUUUCUCGUUCGGAAUUAUGACUGAAUCCAUUUAGAUGUCUUUCUUUCAGUAACAUUGUAGUUUCAGCUAAGUCGAGUGAUUGUUUUUUUUCUCCUGUUUUACUCCAGGUUCUGAAGACUGAAGUGGAGCUGAUGUCAAAGAUGGCCAAAACCAUCGAUGGCUUCACUCAGAACCAGACACGCAUGGCCGUCAUCAUUGACGGUCUGGAUUCCUGUGAGCAGGACAAAGUGCUGCAGAUGCUCGACACAGUGAGUCUUUGCACAUGUUUCUGAGCGUGGGUGAAAACAUGAUGAAUACAGCUUGACUGAUAACAAGAUCAGAUGCAGGAAAGACUUUUUCCAACAUCCGUCACUCAAGCAAAUUUAUAACCGUGAGACUGACUGUUCUAGAGCAGCUGAUGUUUAGCCUUCACUUUCAGUGGGACUUUCACCUGCCCACACAGCUCCAUUAGUGCGCAGCCACCCUGGUGCUCCCAGCUGCUUCUGCUCCCCUCCAAGUUUAGUCUUCCUCCCAGCUGCUGUAAUCGAAUUUCCUUUCACCAAAUGUUAUUAUUUGGUGAAGUAAUCCCAGGGAAGAUGGCAACCUCCUGUGUGUUGAUUUAAUUUCCGUUUCUUGGGCACCACCCAGUCUCUCCAAUACCAUCUUCUGUCCGAAUAGAUUCAGAAUCAGCACCUUGGAAUCCACUCUUUAUAGGUUACACAAAUGACCAAAUUUUCCCCUCAGUUAAGUUACCAUUUUUGAUAAUAGAUUAGAUUAGAUGGAUCCUUUUGGGAAGGGUCCCUCAGGGAAAUUCGAAAAGCAAAUUAAAACUGCAGCCAUCAUGUGAUGGCAGCUGUUGUAGGUACUGAAGUUCAUCAUUCUGUGGAGUGAACCUGAGAGUGCUGGCCAAGGGGUUAACAAACCAUACAUGCAUGUUGCACAAAUCAGUGUCCUGUGACACUUGGACAGUGUCCCUCGGUUAGAGGAGUGGAAAUCCCCAACACCAUGUGCCGCAGACAGCCUGCUCUCACAGGGCUCAUUAAGUACUACAGUGUGUUGUCUUUAGCUGCUGUCUUGCUUAUGAAUAACAAUUCUCUGUAAAUCACCCAUUUUGACGUCACACUCUGCAGACAGAUCAGCUCUUAAAAAUAUUUAGUCAAAAUACCAUAGCAUAUUUUAUUGACCGAACUUUUGCUCAUGUCUAUUCCAGGUGAGGGUGCUCUUCUCCAAAGGCCCUUUCAUUUCCAUCUUUGCCAGUGACCCCCAUAUUAUCAUCAAAGCUAUCAACCAAAACCUCAAUAGUGUGCUGAGGGACUCGAACAUCAAUGGCCACGACUACAUGAGGAACAUUGUUCACCUGCCUGUGUUCCUCAACAGCAGAGGCCUCAGUUUGGCUAAAAAGCUCUGUACUGUAACCCCCUCCAACGGAGAGACACAGCCUGCUGAGGGUAAGGACAACAUCUUGUCUUAUAUACGCACAGUUUUGUACCAUCUUGAGAUCUCCUCUGAUUGAUAUGUGCGUGGUCUGAUGCAGUGGUCAACUAUAUUCUUUCUGUCUCCUCUUCUUUUUCUCCAGGGUGGCAUGAAGACAUGGACAGAAAGAUGUCUCAGACCAGCCUCGGUCAAGACCAGGCCAAGUUUGGCAGCAAGAACGCCCUCAACCGCAGGGUAACUGCUACUUAGUCGCCAAUGUUACUUUUGACAGUGAUUUGUGGAGGUUUGUUUCUACAUCUGUGGUUCCUGGCCCAACCUAAGGUCUCUGAUUUGGGAAAUUUAGCAAGAACAAUGGCAUGUAAGCAAAUCAGAUAGUUGGAGUUGCAACAUCAGUUGAUCUGAGGAGAAUGGAAGUAUUAAUAGACAGACAAUAAUAACAAUACAAAACCAUAAUAAGGGUUUGAGUAUUUCUAAAUUACAUACUGUGAGAGCAAUACAUUAAAUGCUGUAGAUUUUACUUGUCAAUGUAGAUCGACAGUUCACUCCACACCCUGACUAAAAACAAUCAAAUCAAAAACAACCUCAACAAAUUGCAGAGGAGCUUUCCAUACAUCAAUAAAACAGAGAUAGAUGUUUGUUUAUACAUUGUUUACUUAAUGAGGUCUAAUUAAUUAGUUUUCCCUGGAAGUAUUGGAAAUGACGGCUUGAUGUCUCAAAAUUAAUAAAACUGAAUUAAAAUGUUAGUUGACCACGGCUUGAACGGAAAGCAUUGGAUAAGAGUUUGAGACGCUGCUUUAGUAACCUCCCUGUUUUUGGCCUUCUCCCUAAACGGGGGGUGGGUCCAGUUCAGGCGUGGCGUUGGCAGGCAGUGUGGAGGCCAGAGGACAGAAGGAGACACACCGAGACGAAAAAGAGAGAGGUGCUGGGUGUGCGGCCAAGGUUCCUGGUGUAAUUGAUGUAAUGACUGUUUAUCCUUCCUGCUGCGUUGCCACAGCCUAAUGACAAGGCCUAGCAGCAGUGGGUCCCUGUGACAAAACACUGGCACCAGGUCUGCUGGCAGGAGGCUAAGUGACUCUGCUGCUGUCGCUGAUGCCUCCUUCUACCCCUUGCGAGACCCCCAACCCCUCCUUCUUUUCCCCUCCCAUGCUUGUUUGUUUGUUUGUUUGACAUUUGUUUGUACCUCGGGUUUAUCUAGUACCCUCAAUUAUUAGAGUUGGCCCCUUUAUUAUGGGGAGGCAUGCUCCUUUUAUUUGUCCUCUGCCACAAGCUCGUUCUUGGCAGGAGAGCCCUCUCUCUACAAGUGGAGAUUAAAAUGAGGGCAAGGGGGGGAAGUGAAUUAGUGGCUCUCCAUUUUCAUGUGGCUUCUCAAGUUGUGGAUGACAUAAGGAGUAUCUCUGCCAUCUUCUCCCUGUUUAUUGGAUUGAAAUGAAUUCCCUGCAUAUAAAAAAACCUUUAAACAAGAAGAAAAAAAACACAAUGGAGGUGUGGAUAUAAAAAUAAAACAUAACUUAAAUGAAGCAGUACUACUGUUGAGUGCAGUAAAAGCUGAGAAAUCCUUUAAGGCCAGGGACACUGUGCUGUCCGUGUGACAGACCUUUUCAGCUCUGACUGAGUGGUGGCCAUAUGUUUCAUCUCUCAGAGAAAGAGGUCAUGAGACCAGCGUUACGACUUCAAAGUCGACCAAAAGCCUUGCCUUGGCUCAUGACCGAGGCAGCUGUCUGAUAUCAUCACAGAUGUUCCCCGGUAGAUCUGUGUCAAUAGCUCGCCUGUGUGUCAUGAGUGCUCAGCCUUGGACAGUGGCUCUUUGAUUUUAUUUGCAGUUACGGGGGGGGUUUCUCCAUGAAAGUGAAAUAGGAAUGGAAAAUCAGCAGAAGCCGGUCACUUAAGGGACAAAAAGGAAAAAAAAGGUUUUGUGCACAUUCCAUUCACAGGGUUAAAUUCCAUCAUUUGCCAGCUGAUCUAGUUAUACGUUUCAAGGAAUAUGAGCCCUAUUCAACAAAUUACUAAUACCCCUCAGUCCUCUUUAGCUAAGGGUUUGACAACGACUAGUCUAGAGAACCCACAGAGACCAUAUAAUGCCUGUUUGCUUGUCUCAUGAUGUACAGCUUGGGGCACCAAUAUUGUAGAAAAAAACCUUCAAUCAAUACCUCUGUAUGGGUCAUGAGUUUCGCAUGCUUUCGUUCCACCUCUGGUUGAAAUUUGUCAUGAGAAAUAUAAAUUGUUUUUAGACUUCAGCGCACAACUGUGACACAAAGCAACCAAAUAUGUACAAUUUUCCAAUUUGUGUCUUAAGGAUACAUACCGACGUCGACACAUGCAAAGGACCAUCACCAGACAGAUGUCCUUUGACCUGACCAAGCUGUUGGUGAUGGAGGACUGGUUCAGUGACAUCAGCCCACAGACCAUGAGGAGGCUGCUCAAUAUUGUAUCAAUCACAGGUAAAGAAACCCUGAUCUCAUCAUACCAACAAGUUACAUUUCAAACAAUAAUACUCAAAAGUGCAUUUGUUAGUUUUAUUACUGCCCAAACCCCCCCAUAAUUGGAGGAUUGAAUAGUUAACUUUGAUCAGUCCUGUGUAGGUGUUAUUUAAAUGAAGGAAAAAGCAGCAUUGACAGCGUGGGCUCUAACUCUUGAGCAAGUUUGGACAGUCGUUUACAGUCAGUUUAUUAAUAACAGAAUAUAAAAGGGAAAUAGAGAAGCAGCAGUUUUAAAAAAUUGACUUCACAAUAGGCCUGCACGAUAUAUCGUUUGACUAUCGUCAUCGCGAUGUACGUGUGUGCGAUAGUCACAUCGCAGAGCCUGCGAUAUUGGAGGUGAAUGAACUCAUUUAAUUUCAAGGGUAACUGACUGAGAUACACUGCAUGUGACUCUGCAUGUGCUUUGCAGCGAUCCACCAAUCACAUUCGUCCUUAACUCAGUUGCCAAUCAGACUCACUUCUCAGUUGCCAAUCAGACUACCCUGCCAGCGGUCAAUCAAAAUCAGAGAGGAGGAAACCCACCCCUGCACAUGUUCUGCACAUGGAGGGAGACGUGUGUCCGCUGAGAAUUACUAUCGGAACUUUACUCAUGACUGUUUAGCCCAACAAAUAAGAACUGUAUGGGUUUUAAAUUGUACAUUUCAGUGGACCACUCUACUAUAAGCAGUGCGCGUUUUGCGAGAUGCAUGCAAUUCUCGGAGGACAUGCGUUUCUCGGCACAACACCGCUAACAAUAACAACAACGAUCGCAAAAUGAGCAACGAACAAGCGAAAACCACCGAAAAUGAAGAUUUGUUGCCCAAAAGAAAAGGAAAGUCAGUUAUCUGGAAUUAUUUCGGUUAAAAGAAGGACCAAAACACGUGUUCUGUGUUAAUCUGUUGCCACAAUAAUGUCCCAGCACAAUAAAAGCUAAAAAUAUCUCUGAGACAGAAGCCAUUCUAACAUUCACAAAAAGAGGUAAGAUCAGUGCAGGGUAACUGUCCUCAAGAUUUCAGCAGUGCAGCAUAACAUUAAAUGCUAUUCAGGUCAUCUGGUGAAAAUUCCUGUAUUUUUAAUAUCGCAAUAUAUAUCGCAGGGUUGAAAAAAUCGCAAUAUUAUUUUUUUCCAAUAUCGUGCAGCCUUACUUCACAAGACAGAUUGGGUUGAACUUUGACCAGCCUUUGUGUAAAAGUUUAAACAUUGAGCCAGUGACAGAAGUCAAGUAUUGUGCAUUGAAUUCUUGCAGGAAACUAAAGCUAUGCAACUGAAUUGUGCAUAAAUGCUUCUCAAUGUAGAGUUUACUUUUGUGAGCAAGUUGUGGACCGUUGACUUUUAAGUCAUCAACCCUCUGCAUCAUUUCUGACAGGCCGUCUGUUACGAGCCAAUCAGAUCAUCUUUAACUGGGACCGGCUGGCAUCUUGGAUCAACUUGACAGAGGAGUGGCCGUACAGGACAUCAUGGAUCAUCUUGUUUUUGGAAGAGACGGAGGGAGUGUCUGAACAGGUCGCCCUCAAGACCAUCUACGAGAGGUACAAACACAUAGACAGUCUGCAAAGGCUUCUUUAAAAUCCAUGUAUUGCUUCUGUUUUUCCGUCUUUCUGUUUUGUUUUGUUUUUGUUAAAUCACAAUGUAAAAAAAAUCUAAAUAACACAAUUGGAUUUAAGAGAAAUAGUCAAUAUGGAGUUAUAUUUCUUUAUGAUUUCUCUAACUGAAAUCCUGAUACGUCUAACUUUGACCAGCAGGUGGCAGUAGAGGAUUUUGUUUUCUGUGUGGACAAUGUUAAGUCCACAAAUCCUGCGAAUGGCUCAGAGUGCUGCACUAAUUGGCCACUGAUGGACAGAAUCUUUAAUUCAGCUUAAUGCAUGAGGAAAAUAACGACUUCUACAGACUCGGGAAAUGGCAUAUUUCCUUAAAAACUGAACAACAGAUCUUUGAUGCUCAGACAUCUUUUGUUAUAGAAGUGAUGCUUAACUCUUGUUUCUGCCUGUGUGUGUAUUAAGCAUAUGACUGAUCAUGCCUUUGUGUGUAUGUGUGUGCGUGUGGUCACUGAUGCUUUGAGGCGUGCUCACAGCAAAGAUGAGGGGGAGGCCUGGGCAGGGCUGAGUCGCAGGGUUUGGGUGCUGUUGUGCAUCAGUCGCUGGCCUUUAAAGGUUGCACUCUGUCACACUACACUAGUGCCUACGACUCCUGCGGCAGCAAAGUGUCACAGACAGUUACUGUCAGCCAGUCAGCCAGCGAGAUUCGGCAGACAACCCUCCCUCCUGUCUCUGAGGCAAACCACUGCCUCAUUAAAAACAUUUUUGCUAUUGGUUUGCGAGAGGACAUUAGGCAUUAGGCAUUUUUGAAACAGCAGAAAGUGUUUGGUGAGAUGUGUUCAGCAUAAGAGGAGCACACAGGGCUGAACAGUCAGAAGGCUGUGACUCAUGUCAUUCAAGAGUUAAAGUGAACACACUAGAGGAUGGAUCCAUAGUUUUAUUGUAAAUAUUAUUCAAGUUAAACCAGGGAAGAUAUAUAAACUUACAUUCAGUUGUGUUUCUACAUCCAACCAGAGGCCCAGUUUCAGGAGCUUCUACCACUGCAUGCAAUUUUGCUUACACUGUUCAUUAGACUUAAUAAAGCCCUCAUCCUGCCUCUGACCAGCGGUCCUGUCUGUCUUUAUCUUCCUCCUCACUGGUCGUCUUUCCAAAUGGCUGCUCUGUUCCACAGUGGCCGUCGGAGAAGCGGCCUUAAUGAUGAUGACAGGAAGCCUCAAACAGGCUAAACACAACGCCUUGCCUUCAGGCCUUAUCUCUCACACUAAUCUUCUGCUGAUAAGACUCGGGGCCUCUGUCUGUGUAUCUUUUUCUGUCUCAGCUCUUUUCUUCCUCUUUCUCACCAUCUGAGGGCUCUUAAAGUGGCGUUUUUUUUGUCCUGGAUGGGCUGUUCUGUCUUUUCAUUCAGUGAGGGACGGGCACUUGACGAACCUCUAAGAACCUUAGGCCUCUUCUCAGACCGUCUGUCUGCAGGAGAAACAGAUCGCUACCUCUGUUUGCUUUCCUCCUCUGCAGUGUAUAUGAAUCCGCACAUGAACUAACACGUGCACACACUCGCAUACUCUCGCACAUUACAUCUUGUGAUUUGACCAUUUCACCACUUCCUGUAUCUAUUUAUUUAGUAUGUUGUUGGUCUAAUCACUUAACCAAAAUGGCUCUGACCUUGUUGUCUGUAUUUUGUUUUAGAGUGUAUAGACAAGAUAUUGUGCUCUUCCAUUUUUUGCACAGUGAAACUGCACAUCCCCUGAGCGUUACUAAGUGAAUAUAUUAGUGGUGAAGUGAACGUGGGGGUGAGUCAGCCCCUUAUAGGUCAACUGUCGCCCUGCAUCUCAGUCACAAGGCUGUUUGCUUCCUUCCCCUCCUCUAUGAAGGGCUUGUAAGCCAUAGUAUACAUAGUCUUAAGAAUACAAAGUGUAGAUAAACCAUACAACUAUGGUUUGACUAGAAUUUUUUUCAGUUUCACUCUCCAUCUGUCUGUCGACAAAAAUAAAAUUCAAGUUUCAUCCUUGCCAGAGGUCCUUUUUAAAAAUCUGGCUCAGCAUCAUCAUUUUAACUUUCUGCCCCAACAAGCCUUCAAAUUGAGAGAAAAUGAGCCCAUACUCCUGUAAACCACGGUGAAAUGUUGCACAAGUAACAUGAGUGCCUCUUAGUGGUGAAGGUGACAGCUACUCUCUAUGGCAUGUACCUGAACUCCUAGGAAAGAGAGAAAAAAUAGAACCACACGCCCACCUUCCCUCAUAUCUCACACAAACACACACGCUUUCAAAAACGGCUGAGAGCUGUUUUUAGGAACUUGUCUGGCAACAACAAUCGUCCAUGAGGGGCUGUGAAGUGUCAUUGUAGGACACGGCGCGAGGAGAAAAUAAGUAGAGCUAAUUCCUGCAGCUGGAGUGGGCCAGUACAACUUUCCCUAAUCUGAUGGAGAAUGUGUAAUCGCUUAAUAACCUUAGCGAUUUUUCUAUGAUUAACGGUAAGACUGGGGGGCUGCCCAGGCUGAAGCAAGGUGGAAGCGGGUAACAAAGAUCUGUUUGAGAGUUUGACUCAAGAUAUCAAGCUUUCACAAACACUUGUAUGUUUAAAUGAGUCUUUGACUAGUUCUCAAGAGGAAACUACGCAUUUCACCUCAAGCAGAGAACCAGAGUCAUGGCCUCCUGAAGUGGAGCACAAAACAAAACAAGAAGUGUUUUCAGACCUACCCAUAUAUUUGUGGCUGUCAAUUCACCAAGCCCCAAUCGGUGUUUUCAAUGCUGUUUGAUCACUGGCAAAUUGAAUUUGGAGCCUGCAGCCUUGUGACUGUCAUUCUCAGGUUCAUCAUUUCUUUCUCCUCACUAUCAGGAGUCAGUUGUUCCUUGUUUUAGCAGCUAUUAGUCUUAAUGGCUCCUGCUAACCGAGCUCACUCCUGCUUCAUGGUUAUUGCUUUAAAGCAGCUCCGCCAUUUUCGAAGACUGUUAAUGAGUUUUAGUAUUUUUUAUUUUCUUGAUGUUGUUGAGAGCCAUUACAUUACAUUGAGCCAUUUAGCGCAAGACUUUUAGUGGAGUAGAGCGAGUGCAGUUUCUGGAGGUUCUUCAAGGACACUGUUGUCGGACACACAGCUGUUGUUUUGACUUCUGUGUUAUUGGUAAUCCACUCACCUUUAUUAUUUCUGUUCUCUUUGUGGACCCCUGUAAACUUCUUUUGUUAAGUGGUUGGUAGUCUCCUUGGUGAUCUGUGUGAUUGUGUGCCCAUUUGUCUGUGUGCAUAUGUCAAGUGAAUUGACUGGCAAACCCGGUUUCAUAUUACAUUUCUGUCAUCCUCUUUUUACAUGAUAACUUUGAUGCACAUCAAAGUUAUAUAUUUUGUGAAGAAAUGGAAAAAAAUCAGGCAUUUCACUUAGCCAUCUCAGUGUAUUCAUCAGUUCAUCAAAAAUACAUUCAAUACAUUUACCACUGAAGUUAUUUUUUUAAACUUAAGUUUGAAAGUCCACAAAGUUUAUAGUUUUAUGAUUCAUAUGUCAUACAUUGAACUAGGAAUCUUUAGGUUUGGGGCUGUUGACCAGGUGGAAGCACAGUUUUAAAAAGGUCUGCUUGAUUCUUUGAAAAUGGAAGUGAACAUUAGGUGAUUAUCACAGCACAGAAUAUCUAUGUUGUAGAAACAGAUGACUGAGAUUUUUGACUGCAGAGUGCUAUUAUUGAUCCUCAAUAUAUAAAGGGCUGCAAACUUCCAUGGAAAAAUAAGUCAAUCCAAACCUGUGCACACACUCUUAUUGCUUCUGUAUCUCUAAACGCACCAACAAGGACUUUUGAAGGACUGUCAUUUAGUUUCCGCAAUAUUUAAUUUUUUCAUUUUUGGCUGAUUGAUUUGUUUGUAAAAUGACACAGUUAUGUAUUUUUGGUUGUUGGGGUUAAUAUAUUUGAUCCUAAUGGUGUGCAUAGGCGGACCCCUAUGAGGGUUUAUUCCUGGACGCCCAGAUCCUGUUUUCAGGUUGAGUAAAAAAAGUGUCACCGGUCCACUGAGCAGGUUCCUGCCCUGUUCUGACAUCUGGUGCCCUGUCUGUGCCAGGAUGCCCCCGCCGCACUCAGGAGUGUGUUUUUGGCCCCGCACCUGAAGCCUCUGUUCAUUACACCCACACUCAGAUACACACAAAAUAUUGCACGCCGUAACCUUUAAAACACUCUUAACACAAGCAUGGAAAAACUGUGGUUAAAUACAUGUGCGAUAUUAUUGAAACAACAGCAUGAACAAACACUUUAUCACCUUAACAAGCAAUUGUGGUCGAACCUGCAUGCGCACAUUUCAAACUACAUGUAACAGGGGCAGGUUCAACACACACAUACACACCUUCACACACAUACCCAGCUCUCACACCAGGGCAAGAGCAUAUGUCACCCACUACUCCUCUGAGAAUCAGUGUAAUUAAUCAGGCCCUGGGAUGCAGGCUGCGUUCAAUAAACACACGUUUUCACACACACAUGCACACAAAACUAAAUUCUCUUGUGUGUGUGUUUGUGUGCCCUCCUUGUUGUCAGGUAAAACUGCAUUCUUAUCAUUGAUAUGAUUUUGAAGUAUCGAUAUACAAAUAACUCUUCAAAUCUUGACACGCUGGUUUUACAUCAGUAUGUAAGUCAACGUUCCCCUUCUCAUCCCCUCUGUUUUAUCUGCCUGGCCCUGCAUUCAUCCAUCAGACAAUCCCCCUUUUUGGAGACGUGACUGGAAUCAGGCACUUCUCGGACACUCCAAAACUUUUUUUUCCCCCUUCAGUAAUCGCACUCUGAAUGAAUAUGUAGCCAGGCAAUUCAGUCUUAAUUAAAGAGACUCUUAUCCCAAGUACUGAAACAUUAAGAUGACGCUCUCUUCAUUCAGGAUUACUUUAAUUGGCACAAUUAUUGUAAUUUGGUUGCAAUUAUGUGCAGGGAUAAAAGUGCUGUUCCAAAGCUCAUGCGGGUGAUUCUCUUUAUGUGGAAUCCUUUAAUAAGCUCCUAAAUAUCUGGCUGCAAAAUGGCCUAUUAUAUAUCCUAGAUCCUAUUCUUUCCUUGUGAUGUAUACUUUUGAACCUUUCCUGCCCCCAAAUGAAAAGACUUUUUUCUUUAUUCUUUUGUUCGGUCCAAUUCCCGCCGCGUGCCGUGACACCCUCUAUAAUCUUGAUACACUACAAAAGCUCAAAAAUAGUUUUUCCCUGUUCUCUCUUCUAUGGAAGCCCAUUGUCACUGUGUUAAUCCCUCCAGGAGGCGUUUCAGUGAAAGAUGGAGUGAAACUGGUAAGGCCAUUGUUUUUCGUCAGGAGGCCUGAGGAUGUGUGUGUGUGUGUGAAUUUGUUAAGGCUGGUGUGAAUUCACCGAUGUCUCUAUAGAGCUCUGUCUCCAUCUUUGAUAGGACACCAGCAGUGAUUAUACACACCAGUGUGCUGAGAGACCACCUGACUCAGGAGCAGAUAAAGGAAGACGGGGACAAAAAAAGAAAGUAUGGUGGGUGUUAGAUAAAGAUGGAAAAAAGGAAUAGAAGGUUGGCGUUAGAUAAGGAAAGGGAAUAAAAAAAGAGUGAGAAGAAAAAGGAGUCCAGUCUCAGGAGGUAAAACGAGGCGAAGGAACCAAAGGCUGUGAAUACUGCAGAGGAUAAGACCAGACACUGGCAGGAUCACUGCGACACAAGUUUGCUCUUGGUGCAGAUUGAAAGCCUCAGGUGAUGCUCCUGCUCUAAGUGAGAUAGCCCAUGCAGUAGACACACACUGAUUCACACACCAUUUUGCACUGUUGUUGUUGUUGUUGCUGGAAGAAUUUCAGCUCUCCUCUUGACCGAAAAGGCAGAACACAGAAACAGACUUAUCAGCUGAAGAAGUUUCAAUUGAUACUAAUGAUGCAAGGGUUUCAGACGGGCCUCGCUGAUUGGCUGAGAGAAUGAGGGAGUCAGGGGUGCGCAACUUGUGACUGACUUGAUCCUGGAAGCUGGGCAACAGACAACACACAAGGAAACAAUGAGUCAAACACAAGAAUGAGCCGGUUGGCCUUUAACAUUUGGAAGACUGAAUGAUGUAGCGUUCAGCGGCUGAAUGAGUGGGAUGAUGGGAAAUAGGUGAGGUGGUGAUUGGUUAGGCUGGUAGAUGUUGAAGUAAUAUGAUCUAACAUUGUUUUUGAGAAAAGCCAUCAAGGUCUUUUUAUUUCUACCUACAUUUUAGCAGCCAUGAAAGCCUUUAGCACACUUCGUACUGACCUCUGCUAUUUCGUCAUAGAGUCGUCCAUCAAUGGGUCAGAUUGAUAUUUUACAUGACACUGAGAUGGAAGUAAAGGAAGCAGAGGGCUAAGGAGCGCACAUCAUCCUGAUCCUGUUGUAUUUCCAUGGUGUUGCGCAUUAGCGUUCUCUCCCUCUCCUGCUCUGCUGUGUCUCUGUGCUGGAAACUGCUGGAAGGUGGGGGGCUGAUUAUAAAUAGCAGCGCAGGGUUGCAAGAGGGUCAGCGCUGACCUUUAAGUGGACGAGAUUUUCCUUCCAGGCACUGCAGGAACCACCAGCCUACUUGAUUACUGCCCACCACAUACAUAUGUAGGUAUACGUACACAAUCAGUCAGGAGUCAGUCAGGUCCCUAUAAGGGGGUGUAAAAACCUCGCUGAAAUUACGAAGAACGGCUACGGGAGUAAGAAAGCCCAAAGAAGGCGAAUUGGAGAUCAAGCCCAUCCAGCCUAUAUUGAGAGGGAUCAAGAGUGUCCCAUUCUCCCCCAUCCUUGCUGUUUUAGCAGCUUUUCAUUUGGCACGUGGCUCCAGCCAUUGUCUAGCUCAAGGAUUUGGUUAUCAGAUUCGUCUGCUGGGAUUGCUUGAGAAAUGUGCUCCAGGUUCUAAGUUUGGGUUUGCCUCACUGCUGCUGCUGCUGACUCAGACUCAAACUGGAGCAGAGGCUCAUCUGUGAACUCACUCUUACCAGGCAAACAUGCUCCUUUUGUCGAGCUCUGUCUUUCCUCGCUCGCUGAUAUUCUUCUAUCCCUCUCUCAUCUUAUUUUCGAUGCACACAUCCCACUCUGCAAAGUUAAUCUGAGGAUUACUGAUUCAGCUGCAGAAUCCCAGGCCUUAUUUGUCACAUUCAUCACUCGCUGUAUGGAUUUUAGCUCCUUAACAGACUUUUUCCAGAUGUAUUAUCUGCCGUAAAAGAGCACAUUUGUGUUCACUUAAGCAACCCACCCCACUUAACUCUGCAUCAUAUGGCCAAUCAACUACCCAUUACAGCUAGCUAACGACCACAUACGCUGAUAUUUACUGGUGCAAUUAGUGUCACAAUGGACGAACCCUGCCAUGGCCUAAGGAUGCUCCAAACUCUCCUCUGGAAGAUAAAUCACCAAAUUGAGGUUAAGUGUUUUUCACUUUUUGUCAAGAAUGGAGCCUAUGUUGCUCUGAGCAGAGAGUUCAGCUAAGGUUUUUGGGGUCUGGAACAAGGAGGCUCCAUUUCAGCGCUACAUAUGAGUUUAAUCAACAUUUCGGGGAACCACUGAAAGUCCUGAGCGUGUCUCAAAAAGAGGCUGCUUACUCCGAAGCAACUCAGUUUUUAUCAGCCCAGUGUGUUUCCCAUUACUCUGUCUCUCUCUGUGGUUUGCUUCGGGAUGCACAGGUCCAGCUCACUACAAGAGAGUUUCAAUUAUUGGACUAAACUUCGCCACGAAUGUGUAUAGAAAACAGAAGUUGCCACAAGUCUGUCAGUUGGCAAUGCCAAGACAAGGAGACAAAUAGAGAGAGAUAUUUACAGACAGAGGGUGUCCACAAUGCGCAAAGCAUUUGACUCAAAUCAAGAAAAUGCAUCUGGGUUCUAAGGAGACAAAGAACAUGGCGUCAUGUAAAGUGAAAACAUAUUUUUGCUCUCCCCCUCUGCCUUUGGGGUUGUGAGGCUUUGGCAGCUCUCGCUGAAACAAUAACCUCUCUCAGCAUUGAUGCUGCGAGUCCACGCGCCAGCUUGCUGGUCCGCCCGCCUGUCCACUGUUUUCCCAGAGAGGGCCUCGCUGGGUUCAUCCACACGCUUGGCAGACAGUGUGCCAACGACUGACAAUCCUCUGACCGGGAGAGGAAUGUGCCGGACUCGGGCCUGGAUAACUUCUUCACCCACACAUAGUUUUUUACUGCUCCCAGCAUAUGACACUGAAACUCUUGAGCGUCUUAAACACAAUGUGUCUGUUCUGCAGGCAUCCCUCUCUGUCUUUGGGCCCCUUUAUGGAAAUGUUUGGCAGUAAGACCACCUCUUUGUGGUGUGUGUGUGCGCAUGUCAUUUGUAAGCACAGAGGGCAGCUGUAAAAUAAAGUCAAGUGGCACAUUCAUACUCUCAGUGCCCAGAUAGCGGACGGAUGGGAUAGAGGGAUGAAUUCUGCUCGCUCCUGUCAGCUGCAGUGAGUGGGAGGUUGAGAGGAGAAGAAAGGCUAUGCUCCAGUCAGCUUUGGGACCUAUUAGCAUUUGGAUAAGCUCAGAAAGCUCCCAGUGGCCUUGCCACACAGAAAGUGGUCUGGCCUAAGCGCCUGUACUGCUGCGGCUAUAAGCCGGGUCCUGUCAAUGGACCCAUUGUGCAGGAACGGCCGCCGGGAUGCCUGACGGCCUUUAUCUCCCUGGUCCUCGGCCUGCUUGAAAGUCGCACGCCGGCUUCCUUGGCACUCCAACCAGAGCGUCCAUCUUGUCAUUUGGCAACUGAUUGCUGAUAAGAAUGGCUUUGUUCAUUUUGUCUGUUUCGUCUGUUCACUGUGAGGAUGACUAACUCUGGAGUGAUUUGUGUCAGGUCCCUAAUGCCAAGGCCAACAACUCAUCAUUAGUGAAGUGCAAAGCAUGUCAUUUGAAGUGGUCAAACCUCAUUGACAAACUGCUGUUGUCAUUUAAUAGAUACUCCUCGUUCCAUAAUACCACCCAGUCCAACAUGUCAGCCAGGAUUACUUUUAUGGCUUAAUGUUAGUUAUCAGUUUAUCAGAAUUACAGCAAUUCUUUUGUGUCUUUCCUUUUAGCUUUUCUGAACUUCUCUCUUUGAAGAACUAAUUGUUCCCUCUGAUCUCUACCAAACAUCUUUUGAGGCCCAUGUCGCAGUGUGGUGAACUUUCUGUCCAGCCAGCCGCUCCUGCAGUCAGCUGGGAACGUCAAGAACAGGCCUCUGACUCCCUCACUCACUCCUUUUUCUCUUUCCAACUGUUUGGGUGGAACUCAGUGAUGAAUGUCCUUGAUCUGUUCUUCUCACCAGCUCCUCGUUGUCUUUGGAAGAUAGAGCUGUUUGUGCUGCUGCAACUGAUACCUCACACUGUAGGUCUGCAGGCCAGAGUAAACUCCCAGGUCAGAGAUAUGGACGCUAUUGUAGCUGGCUUCUUGAGUGCCAAUGUUGUUGGGCGACGGACAUGAGGAUUUACUUGUAUGUAGCUCUUCUCUCAGAGUCGAACAGCAAUUUACUGUAAUAAUAAAGCCAGAUGGAUGAGUUCUUGCACUUUUUUAUUUGAUUACUUACCCUUUUAGCUAUUUUGGCUACACUAAAAGUAGGAAAGAAAGAAUCUGCAGUGAAGUUUCUGGUAACAGUACGUCUAGAAAAAAAACAGAAAUUGAGGGUCAUUUUUUAAACCUUUGCACGGUUUUGGCUCUAAACUUCGUGUUUACGCCAUUACGCCGCCCGAGAUGUUUCCUUAAAAAGACUCAAGAUUCCUUAGAAAGUCUUUGGAGGGGUCGGUCUCUAACGCAAAAGGAAGGUCCCUGUGUGUGUUUGUGUGAGGGAGUGUGUGUGUGUGUGUGUGUGAGUCACUGGCUCCUGUUGGUCUGUGUCUGCAGACCCACAAAUAAACAGCACUAAGCCAGCUGGAAAUGGGGAAAAGCACAGGCUUCUCUGAGUCUGUACACGGGUUAAUACAGUUCAUGGGAAAAGGAACCAAACACCCACACAUACUGUACAUGUACUAUCACAUGCACAUGGAAACACACACCCCACUCUUCAUCUCUGCCUUUGAAUUUCCUCAUCCUCAUCGCCCAGGUGUUCAUGAUGGAUGUCACACUUUUUUUUUUUUUCUCCUGAUGUUUGAAUCAGCACCAGAUUAUGUGUGUGUGCAUGCAGGUAAAACAUCUGUGCCUCCAGACUCCCACCCAUCCUCGCAUGCAGGGGUCACAUGAACCGGGUUCAUCUGUGCCAACACCAAGAGCUUCCUUGACCUUUCGGGUCUUGUUAAAGGUUCUAGUGGAGGAAACACUGAGAGGGCUUUGUCCACUGGAGCCCAGCUGUGCCUGUGUGUCCUCACUGCUCACAGCCUAUUCUCUCUUCUGUCAGUCUCUGUGUGUCUGUACUGGCAGGCGGGUUAAGACAGUGGGGUGACCCACCUGGGCUGGUAUGCUGAGAAACUCUGCUUUGGAACAAAGCAGAAUUGGGUAGGGGAUUGAGUGAAACGAGGAUACAAAAAUAGGUCAGUCUCAGUUGUUAGAUUUCUCUUCCUGAAGUUGAAUAAAACCUGUAAAUUCACAGGUUAUUUGAGAGGAGGUUUAGCAAAAGGCAAAUGAGGCACAGCAUUUUAAUGAAACUCUAAUUUGAAUCCCUCACUUUUACUUUGCCUCUCUAGGACACCUACCAUCCCUGUAUUUCUUGCCAGACUUGUAACCACAAGGUCACAGGUUUCAGCCCUGCAACAGCAGAUGUGUCCAUCACCAGCCAUCUGUCCUGUCAAAAUGUCCUUGAACAGAAGACUGGACCCCUACCUGUUUGUUAACUGUAAGCAGAAGGGGAAGGAACAUCAGCUGAAAAUGCUGGGAAUGAAGCCGUGUGCCUUCUAAAGUCAUCUUUUUAUCCAACCAUCAUGACGAAACUCAUUUAAUUUGGCUGAUCUGGAACAUUUUGCACAAUUUGCCAACUGGAUUAGAUGAGUUGAUAGUUUAGAUUAUUAGCUAACAGUACGCUCCGUUGAACCCUUGCCAAAUGCUGACCUCACGCUGACUUAGCUAGCGUGCUACGGCGAUAGGACUAAUCAUCCAAUCAAGUCACAGAAAGGCCAGCCUGUGCUCACUCUCACAAACAGAUCAGGCUCAGGGGAAAAACCCAGCUCAUCACCAGCGCAUGUUCUCAACAUACCAGGACAUAGAUCGAGUGAUGAAGGGGGGGAGGAGGGCGAGACGGGGUAGAAGCGGGCAGAGGGAAGGUUGCGAGAGAAAAGCAUCCACUGAGGAAAAAGAUGAAGGGGUUUGGAUGAAAAAUGGAAGCAGAGAUGUGAAAAAAUGUCUGCGCCCUGCUGGAGUCUCCUCAUUCAUCUGAUAAGAGCAGCACACUCUGGUGAUGAAUGGCCGGUGUCAAAAGUCACUUUGAGUUCCAUAUUUUCAUGAAUGAUGGGAUUAACUGGAUGUGCUGAUUGCUCUGGGUGGUUGGUGUUUGCUUCUCUUGUCGCCUCUGCCACAUGUUAAACCGAAUUUGAUUAAACCAAUGUCCUUUUUGAAACCUUGUGUAGCUGAAGUUCGAUAUCAAGCCUCACUUCCUCGGUGAUUCUCUGAAUUCAUCGUUUCGUACAUGAUUUUCCACCUCUAACCAACUGAGUUAAGCAUCUGCUCAUAUCCUGUCUCGCUUGUGUUUGAUCAGUUGAGUUUUUGAUGAAUUUAAACCAAAUACAGCGUCCAUAAAUUGUUUAUGACAAUCUUAAAAUAGUAAAGUAAUAAAUUUUCUGCAGCAAAGACAGGAAAAGCUUAUCUCAAAGUAAUGGAACAAUCUUUAAACAGGGUGUUUACUUAGCUCCAGCAACAACAAACAUCAUGUUAACUGUGGCAGCGCAUCAUGACGUGCUUCCGUCUGUUGCUUGCUAAAUUACCCUGAUUGUCAUCUUCUCAGGUUUCCUCCUCUGCUGAGAAAAGAUAACAUCCCUCUUUCUGUCUGUCCUCAAACAUCCCCCCUUUCACUAUCUCGCCUUCUCUAAAUCCAGUUAUCUCUCUGCUCUCAUGAUGAUGAUGACCGUUGCAUAUCUCUUCAAUCUAAACAGUGCUGCUUGCUAUUUCCUCUUUUCUUUUUUUAUCAGAAUGUGAUGCGUUGAGUUUUUUCUCUCUGGAAAUAGCACAUGAAAAUUCUUGUCUGACUUGUUGACAUAUUUGUGUCAAAUGCCAAUCAGACUUCGUUGUUGUUUUAUUCCAGCAUUUAGUUUUCAUCUGUAAAGACCUGUAAAAUUCUGUAAACCACUUUCUUUUGUCAUUUUAAAUUUAGAUCUAAAGUUUCACUAAACCUAAAAAUCUUGUUCUUAAAGAUCAAUAUCUGUGAAUCAUAUUUACAUUUAGUGGAUCCAGCUGGGUGGGUGCAAGUAGACAUUGACCGCCUUUUUCUUUGUCCCUCUGAAGACUCUCCAAGAGCAUCCCCACCACCAAAGAUGUUGAACCGCUGCUGGAGAUCGAUGGAGACAUCCGCAGCUUUGAGGUCUUCCUCUCCUCCAGGACGCCCGUCCUCACCGCCAGAGAUGUGGAGAUGUUCCUACCGUGCACUGUCAACCUCGACCCCAAACUCAGGGAAAUCAUUGCAGGUUCAUGUGCACUCUUUGUAUGAACAGUUAUAAAAUGCAUGAUUCUGAUAGUUCUGGAGAAGUUACUGUGAACCUUGAUACAGAUUUUUUGAGUCUGUGAGGCAGGGGCGUCACACAGGAGAAAAAAAGUUUGGUUCUAGUGGGGCCCAGUUUGCUAUUUCCCCUGGUUGCAGGGAUUAACAUGUUCCAGAGAGAUAUUUCCUCAGUGGGUGCAUUAAAUCAUGGUAUUGGAGAGGUCAAGCUAACAUAUAAAAAUUUAAUGUGGAUUUAAUCUUAUAAAAUGUCUGAUAGAGGGAAAACAGGCCUUCUUAUUUGUCUGUUUGAACAGGAUAUCUCUGGAACAUCUAAAGGGAAUUUCGUUCACUGACACUUAAACUCAAGGAUGAUCUGAUUAGAUCUCUGUUACGAGGCUUUUUUUGCCAUAACCUUUAAAAUAAUCCAUUAAUUAUUAAAAGCGAAUCAAAGAAAUGUUAGAAAGGAUAAAUACAUGUGGUCUUGAAAUCUUAUUGUAUUGAACUUCUUGGCUACCAGGUUAUAGAAGAAACAGGUCAUCUGUGAAUCUCUGUCCAUGAUCACGGCUAUGACCUCAUGUUCUAUUUCCAUCCAUCCAUCCAUUUUCUAUACCGCUUAUCCCUUUUGAGGUCGCGGGUGGGCUGGAGCCUAUCCCAGCUGUCAUCGAGAGACGUCGCGAGAGGCAGGGUACACCCGGAAUCGGUCAGGGCCGCAUAGAGAGACAGACAACUAGUCACGCUUGCACUCAUACCUAAGGACAAUUUAGAGUCACCAAUUAACCUAAUGAGCAUGUUUUUGGUCUGUGGGAGGAAGCCGAAGAGAACCCACGCAUGCAUGCAUGGGAAGAACAUGCAAACUUCACACAGAGAGGCCCUGCCCGACCCGGGAAUCAAACCGGGGACCUUCUUGCUGUGAAGCACGUGCGCUUCCCGCUGCUCCUUUUGCCGUCCUUCAUGUUCUAUUUAAAAACCCUACAGCACAUAAAAACAGUCACUUUAGAUUAUUUUUAUAUCCAUAAAUCACCAAUACUAAAAUUGCCAAACUGUUUUUUUUUUUCCUCUAUCUUCUCAAGCUCACAAUGGUACUGCUCCUAGGUUUUUUAUUAGAGACAACAAUGUGGAGUGUGUGCAUAAAUGUGAGUUUGUUUGUGUCUGAGGGACAGAGAGGUUAAUUAUACAGUUUUGUGUAAAGAAUAUAAAAGGGUUUAGUAUACAAUAGCCGAGAGAAACAAAGAACUUUCCUCUAUGUGCCGUGUUGCAUUCACUGCCAGCUCAUUUGGCAGUGACAUUACUCAUAACAUUGCAGCCGGGUCUGCUCUAAAAUCACCCGCUGCAGGGGCUCUCAGAAACCCACGGCUCACUUCUCAUUUCCAAACAAUCAAAUGUCGAGCAGGUUUCCACCACAGCGCUGUGAGAUCAGGACAAUAUUUUCACUUGUGUCACCAAUCUGCCUCCAGUGCUUCACUGAAUUUUUCACAGUUUGUAGUGACAGUGAUGUCAUAGUGCAUCAAUAUUAAACUGAAAUCCAGAGCCGCGCUGUACUUUUGCUACUGUGCGUCAGCGUCCAUUCAGCUUAUACAGGAGUGUCAAUGACGCCUGGUGCAAAGCUGUUACUUCAUAGUGUUAUGAGACCACAGAAAUCGCACACAAACUCACACACUCACAAAGUCUGUUCCAUUGUGCCAAGGUUGAGUCAUGGAGGGCGCAGCUGACCGAGCUCUAUGACCAGACGUCCUGUCGUUAAGUGAAAGAGCAGGACUCUUGUGCUCCAAGUGUGCACAUUCAUCCACCAAAACAUGCAUUUGUUUUCGAAGGCGUGUGGGUGCUUUCACUUUCACACGUGUCCCAAGGUGACCAAAGCUCCCACCCAGUCAUCCCGCUCCUUCCACUCUCUCUCUCGGCGGCCGGUCAGUGCUCGGUGCCUGGUGUCCUGUGGCCAGCCAGUGGGCAGUGCUGUCAGUGAUACCCGCCCAUGAGCCUGACUCACAUCAUAAGGCCCCCAUUGUGUUCACAGGCUGGAUUUGGUCUCACUCAGCGUGUCAUUCAGCAGCCACUUGUAUAACCAGGAGACAUUCUGGUGCCUGCUUCUGUUUCUGGUGCUAACUUUCUUGCCAGCCACACAGAGCCACUCUGUUCUGUCUCCCGGCUUAUUCCGCUUUGAUUUGGGGAGUUUUACCAAAGUUCCCCUCCUCCCUUCCUCCUUGAUCAGAAGUCAUUUUGAUUUAUGUGAAAACAGUUGCGGCGAAAUACUUAAGUGAUUUGACGUGAUCUGCUUUUGUUUGUUUACACGAGUGUGACUCUAUUUGUGAGGGAUAGCAAGGGGCCCCAUGUGCUAAAGUCAUCAUGUGGCUGGUUGAACAUUUGGGAAAAAGACAGUAUAUCAGCACGCCUGCUGGUUUGUGAGUAAACUGAGUAAUAGAAAUCAAAGUGAGAAUGGGAUUCACAGUCGAAGAUCGUUGUAAUCGUAACAUCUGCGCCCUUUUCUUUCCAGCAUUAGUUGUUCAACUGUUUUCUCGUUUUAUGUACAAGAACAACAUUGUUGUUUUAUUCCCUGCUGUGCUUCAAAAAUCAAGUAAUUUUGAUCUUGUGUACAUCGAUUGUUUGAUAUUUGUUUUGCUCUGUGGAUUCACCACUGUCUAAACUCUCUAGAGAUGUAAAAAAAAAAAAAGCUGAUUUAUUGAUGCGUGGGUGGAUCUGAAGGGUCUUUAUAGUCACAGCCAAGACAUGAUUGUCAGCAGUGCAGAUAAAGCACUUCCCUCUCUCUUCAUCUCUUCUUCUCUCUCCCCCUUGGGCUCUGUCCUGUCUUAGAUGUGCGUGCGGCCAGAGAGCAGAUGCACAUAGGGGGAGUUACCUAUCCUACGCUGCCCCUUCAGGAUGUAGUGCCCCGUCCACAGUCGGGUUACAGCCAGCACUCUGCCAACUGCUCCCCAUCGGGUUCCUUUGCUGGGUCCCUGCCUCCUCAGCCUCACAGCGCAUACUUCAGCGGGAUGACCGGCCCUCAGCAUCCCUUCUACAACCGGGUGAGACAACAAAAAAGGAUUUGUGUUCAUAUAAUCAGUUACCCCCGAUAAAUCAGUCCAUCAAGUGUCAGUGUCUUGAUAAGCUGAAAAUCAAACAAUUAUGUGUGUGUUUUUUUCAUCUCUUUUCAAAAUUAUAAAACACAGAGGGCCUUAUUCACCAACAUCCUCUUAAGAUUUUCUUUCGUUUGUUCUUGAAAAAGUUCCUAAAAAAGUCUUGGGCAGAUUUAUGAACUAGAUGUUUGCACCUGUGUUCUUAAAUGAAUACCAUGUCUUCUUAAGUUUGAAGCAUGUGCCAGUUUUUCCUAUUUGCUUAGGAAAAUGCUCCUCCAAUGCCCAAAUAUGGGCACGAGACAGCAGGGCUGUCUGCACACACUAAAAUCACACAGGAUAGAAAAGAGAAGUAGAGAGACAUCCGGUUGCGUAAAUUUAUUUCUAAACCAACCGUGCAUUGAACUUCUAGUAAGAAAAUCUCUCAGUAGAUCUGCUUAAGUGACACAAAAAAACAGGCCAAUAUGUUGAAAAUAUAUUGAUAUUUUUUGUAGCACUAGUAACAUUGAAUAAACAAAUAAUGUUGGAUAUGUACUGCAGUCUUGAUUAUUGUCUUUUAUACAACAGUUUAAUGUGUGUGGAGUGUGUCGAGUGCUGAAUUUUCUUACCUUAGGCUACAUUUGUGGGUUUUAAUAGGUCUUCUGAAGAACGACAGGUGAAUGAGGCCCAGUGUCUCCAGAAAAAAAUCUAUUUUUUUUUGUCAAUUUUAGCUGCUCAGUCCUCCGCAUUACAUUAGUAUGUGAAAUUGCACCAACUGAGAAAGAGUUAACAUGCACCAACAAAUAAUAGACACAUCUAUCCCUGCUUUAUUUUUAUUUUCUGUUUUGACCACCCUCAUAUAAUUUUCUUUUUAUUUUCACCUAACCCCCCCCACCCCCCUUUGCUCUCCCCUCAUAGCCUUAUUUCCCCCAUCAUGUGUAUCAACUUCCUCGGCAUUACACCCACCAUGCCCCCCCAUCCUUGCGCCCCUCCAUUAAACCAUCCGGUCAGCCUAAGGACAACACCAAUGGACUUGUAAGUAAUGAAGCAGGAGACAGUUGCAGCUGCAGAUAAACGAGUGAAACGUUCAUGAUGUUGUGCAACAAUGAUGAGAACUUGAUCACCUCUUUCCACCUCCCUUUUUUCUUUCUAACAUUUCCUCCCAUUUCACCGUCUUACCCUGAUUUGAUUGUGGCUAACUCCACUUCUUAAUGAACUUUUAUUAGCCUUUCUUUUCUAUACAAGCCUUGUUUCCAUUCUGUGCCCAUGUCAGGAUGUUAUUGCAGAGGACACCAGAGAAGCCCUCCCCUCCUCCCCCUCUGAGCCUAACAUGGUAAAAUGUCGUUACAGCUGCAAAUAUGCUAAUAUGCAGUUUGUGUCAUUUCUCGUGCUGCAUGUGUAAAACGCACGCCCGUUUGUGAGACAGACUACUUAUUUAACUGCUGUGGUUUACAAAAGCAGACACAUCUAGAGGCCAUAACUCUGACAAAUUCUCACAAGAAAAACAUUAACUGCAUCCGGUGUGAAAAUGACUUCCCCUUAACCAAGACGUGUAUUUAGUCAAAAACUUCAGCGUUCGUAAAUGUCGCAUGCCGGUGAAGAUCAUGUCGGCACAGCAGCAGUUCUCGUUCCAUAACAAAUGGAUAUGAAAGUGCUUUUUACCCACUUAAACUGUGCAUGGAGUUCUACUGACAAGAGCUGAAACUCUCCAACCCAGAUAUUCACACGUUUUAAGAGAAAGCUGCCACUAUUAGAACAAUUUGAAGAUAACGCUCCUCAGGAGAUUUCUGCUCCACAAAGCCACUUAUCAGACACUGCCAGCACGCAUUUCAAGGAGCUGGAUGAAAGAUUUAAAUAUAGAUUACCAAGAAAUGUUCCUCCCUUUCUCAGUCGGUAUUUUUAUGUCUCUAAAUUCUUGCUUCAAUCUUCCCCCCCUUUUUUUUUUAAAAGCCUUAUUUCUGUCCUCAAAUUCCACCCUGAUUCUUUCCUCAUAUCUCCCCUAAUGUUUUUGUUCCUUCUCCUCCUAAGCAUACAUUUCCUCGGUUUCAUCCCUUUCUGGCCUCCCAGUGUACACUAGCCCAUCUUAUCCCAUUUUUGCUUCACACUUGAUCUCUUUGUGUUGCGUUCACGUGUAUUUUCUCAAAUCGUUCGAAUGUGGAUGUGUGUGCACGCCGGCUCAUUUGUGUGAGCCUUUGAAUAUGUAAGCGGGCAUAGCCUAGUGUAAUUGCUUAGCUGAUAUAAGUGCGAGUAUGGAUUCCUCAGGCUGCCGGGAUUAUCAUCAGAGCAACUGUUGGGGCUGGCAACACACACACACAUUCACUUCAACACACACAUACACACACUCUGACAAUGAGCCCAGCGCUGGUACAGCUUAUCUCCUUACCAAGACGCUUCCUCCCUCACAGAGCUCUGUUUCCCCUUCUCCAUCCUCCUGCCCAGCCCUGAGCUCAGCCCAGCUGUAAUUACACUCUUAUCAAACACACACACUGGGAGGGUUCACACAAAAAAACACACACACACACACACGCUCACACUCCCAGACAUUUAUGCGCCCGCUCAUGUUCUUAGAAUACCCGCUCACAGUCUGAAUCGAGCAGUCGCACAUACUCAAGGCCUUUCCCUCGAUUGAAACUUCUCCUUUUUUUUUUCUGUGCAGAGUGAGAGAUGUCUGGUUCUCUUUCUGGGUCUUUCUCUCUGUCUCAGUCUCUGUCUCGGCUGCAAUCCUCUCUCGCUGAAACCAUGAUGACUAUAAAAGCCUGCUGACUCCAGUGAAAACAAAAAGUCUCCUUGUGUAAUGAUUCUCCUUCCUACAGCCUUCUCUAUUACAGCUGGACAUCUCCUCUCCUGCUGUGAGACAGAUAACUGUCCUUCUCGACACGUGUGCUUUUCUGCUUGUCAGUCUGUUUCUUCCCUCUGUCUGAAUUUGUUCCCCACUCUCCUUUUUUCACAGGUACAUCCACAGCUUUAUCUGCUCGUGUGCAGUUUUGUCUGACUUUUUGUCCGUCUGCUUCUUUUUGUCUCCUGUUCAAGCAUUUAAAGUCGCUGCCAUACAAAUUAAAGCAGGUACCCCUUUGGUUUCUGAUCAUCCAUCUCCAUCCUUCAUGUAUCUCUACCUCACUCCUAACACACUGGUUCAGUACUACUAAGCAUGCUGUAGAAAGAGAGAACAUAGAUUCACAUAGAAAUACGACCCUAAUUCCAGAAAGUUGGUAUACUGUGUAAAAUGUUGAUAAAAACAGAACUUGAUGGUUUUGCAAACUUUUUAAACGGUUCAUUCCUGGAUGUGUAAACUACUACCAUGAUUUCCAAAACAAAUGUCAGAUUUCAAAUCGCAGACCGUGCGACCGUUUGCAUACUCCAACAGUCCCUCUUCAAGUUGCAUAGCUGCAAACUGUGCUCCCAGCCCAUGGGGUUUUUGGAGAUGAUUUGGAACCCAUGCAGUGAUUUCCACUACAGAGCCAUGCCUGUUUUAAUGCAGUGCUACCCAAAAGCGUGAAUCUUGUACUGGUGGCUUUUUACAAAGACUUCUCUGACUCUUAUGAUGAUAUUAUCUCCAGAUAUUUUGAUUGUUUUAACUGAGUAACAUUUCUCUGAAGUUGUUGAGCUAAUCACUCACACAGUCUCUCACAGAGGGUUGAAUCUUCAUUUAUCUGAACUCUAGAGAGACUCGUUCUCUCUGUAUUGCCUUUUUAUUUGCCCUGGCAUUUUACUAAUCUGUUGCAAAUGACUCUGUUUAGUUGGGAGUUGAACUUUUGUUCUUCUUGUCCCCAUUCUAACUAUUUUAAAUCAUGUUUCUUGCUUGAUAAUUACAUCGAGCACAUAUUAUUCAAUCACAUUUUCAAUUUUGACAUUUGGUAUAAAUUAUGAAAAUAUAAGGCUAAAAUAUUUUGCAAAUCUGUCUUUAUUUGCAUUUCAUAUAGUGUCCCAACAGUUCUGGAAUUUGGGUCGUCGAUGAACAACACAACCUCUUGUCUUGCAGUGGUAUAUAGUAGAUUCACUAACAUAGUGUCAUCAUAGAGGAAAUCCAUCAUGAAAAGUAUCCUAAAGUCCCUGAGUGCCAGUCUUCAUCCUCUUGCCCGCCGCUACAGAGAGCUGGCACCUACUGUUGUGUACUGUAUUAUGUGAGCUGCUUAUUUUCUUCUGUCUAACAACCACUCACAGUCCGAUUAAGCUCUGCUCUCCUCUCCCUCGAAACCAGAAACAAAGCUGGGGGGGAUUAGACUGAAGCCACGUCUUAAUGGUGCUAAUAGCAGAGAGAGAAAGCAGGGAUGACGGAGGAGGAGGGAGAGGGGGGGAAGUGAUGGAAAGAAGAGUAGGAGGUUAGCGCAGAAGGCUUAGAGGGAAGGAAUGUGAGGAAGGAAGGGAGGGAAGGAAGGAAGGAAGGAAGGGAAGCAGAGGGAGAGGAGGGAAGUGAGAGGAAGGGUAAGCGGGUCGAGGAGGUUGGAUGAGGUUUGUUUUGUUUCUGUGCCAGCGGGCGGCAUGUUGGCCAUGUGUGAGGCCUUACGCAGCAUCAACAGACCGCUGGUUUGAAUCACAUCAGGCCGCUUUAGUGCAAAUCACAGACUUAGAGACUCCAUCUCCUUAAGUGUUGUGCACACACUCUUAACAUGCUUGUUUAUACAGAGAGAGAAAGAGAGAAUCCGAGCAGGUAACAGUGUAUUUGGAUAUGUUGGCAGCUUUGUUUACUUUGACACUUACACAGUGUGACUGAUAGAGAGAAUUACAGCGCAGGAUUGCAUUCUUUUUGCACCUCUGUGUGCCUCACAGUAACAGACCUGCACGUCUCUUUGCCAGGAAUCGUUUCUCCUUUUGCCCUAAUGAAGGUGUUGGUAGUGAUGAGUUGAGCUAACAGCGUGUGCUAACAAUGCAGGUGUUUCCCCAGGUGAACUAAACUGGAGAAGAAAUAACACGGUCUAGCUUUCUUUAUUCUAAUAAACAUGUGUGUCUUUGUAGGUCUCUCCUGCUGUCCUGCUCAGCUCUUUGAACACAGACGCAGUGUGUGAGCGUCUCAAACAGAUGGAUGGAAUUGAUCCCAGCAUGGUGCCUCAGUACAUCUCCACCGUUAAGAAGGUGUGUCCACCUGAAACGUUUAACAUACGUUUAUUUUUUUACUACUUUGGAAUAAAGGGCAGACCUUUUUUUUUUCCAACUGCAUAGAAACUAGUGCUGAGAUUAUAUGUUUAAGGAUUUUUGAUGAGUGCAAAUGAAGUUUUCACUUUUUACUUCUUUUGAUUUUAUUUUUGACCUGUUGCUACGUUCCACAUUUGAACAACCCAUCAUUCCUGUCCCUGUCCACUGCAGGCAAAUAUUAAUGGCCGAGUGUUAUCUCAGUGCAACGUCGAUGAGCUGAAGAAAGAGAUGGAGAUGAACUUUGGUGACUGGCAGCUCUUCAGGGGAAUGGUGAGGCUGGACCUUUCCUCACAGUUUGGUUUCUUAUAACUGUACUCAUACUUUAUAGAUUCAUAAACAAGAGCAAAUGAGAUUUUGUUUGAUGAAAACAAUCAACAGAGGUUGACAUUUAACAAAGCCUCAAUAAAAACAAAAAGUAUUUAGUAAAUCUUCUGUAAAAGCCUUUAAUUUAUUCACAAACAAAUGUUUUGCAUAUCCGUCUCUACAGAGUCUCAGCCCUGUCACAGCCCUCUGUUGACCUCUGUGAUCUCUUGUUCAGCCCAAAACCAAGCCAGACAGCAUUUCAUAAUACAACAUCUUGUGCUCCGCUGAGAUUUUAGGAAAGACGAUUUUAUAAUCCGUAUUAUGAGAAGGCCGCUAGUCACUCAGCCAGGAGUCCAGUCGGCUAAAAUCACGAACACAUGUAGCCGGCUCUCCUUCAUCAGACGUCAGCCUGUGCUCCUAAUUCCAAACCAGAGGCCCGGAUUGGUCGUGUUUUACAGGAGAUCUGAUGUAGCCCUCGCUUAGCAGCAGCUGGCCAUACAGCUCCGGCACUAACCAGUGUUGUGUUGCCAGGACGCAGCCAGCGUGGACAUCUGGUUCAAGAUGGCUGCCUGAUAUCUGGAUGAAGGGGGGAUAUUGUUGGGGAGAUGUGGACAGAUGAACGGCUCUACUUAGUGAACAGCUCCCUCUCAAAAACACAUGUUUAGUUGAUUCUUGUUUCAUGUGUCACACGCUGUCUAAAAUGUCCUAAUUCUCAAACAUAAAAUGACUUGUGGUGUUUCAUUCCCAGCUGAUGGAGCUACGUCACUCUGAAAGCCAAGCUCUCCUGCAGGACGAGUCCCGAGCUGCGAGCGAGCAGGGCAGCAGCGUGCACCACGGGGAGACCAGCAGACGGUCCGGGGGGGCUCCCAGCGAAGCCGCUGCCUUUAGCCUCAACCUCAGCUUUGAGGAGCUCAGCGGGGCUGGGCUGGAGGAACCUCAAAGACACAACAACAACAACUCUCAUUGGCCGGUCAGUGUUUGUCUUUGGAUUCACACACACACACACACCACUACAGCAGGUAUAGAACAGUCGGUGUGCUCUUAAAAUCGCUGCUCUAAGCAUGUUUAUAGGCGCACACACGCCGACCGCCACACAAGCUAGUGUGUCGGUGACCUCAGUGGUUUCAAGUUAAUGUGGUUUAAGAGCAAAACAGAGGAAGCUUAUGGUGUUUUUUUAACACUGCAGGGUGAAAAAUACACAAUGCAGCACACGAAAGGUGUCAAGGGGCCGCGUUUGUUAUUUUCACCUUCUCUGUUUUGAGUUUGCAAAAAAUGUUUCAACACUCAGACAGCUGGCCCGACUUCUGUUUUAUGAUCCCAUGUAUUCAUCUUGUUCUGAUUUUAAAUGAUCAUUUUGCUUUUCUAAUGCGAUCGUAGCAUUUUCAAGAUGACUGUUUCAGCCUCUAUCAUCCCAAAAACACUUGAUGUAAAUAUCUUCCUGUCAGAGUCACAUGGACACAUUCACGCUAACCCGACUUUCUCUCUCAGGUGGCGAAUCUCCGCACCUCCAGCAUGUCUAGCCUCAACUCUCAGGAAUCCUCCAAUGACAUCUGCAAGCUGACAGACAAGCAGCAGGCCGAGUACCGUGACGCCUACAGGGAGUACAUCGCUCAGAUGGCCCAGCUGGAGAUGUCCGGCAGCGGGGGGGAGCGGCCCGUGCAGCCCCACCCCGGACAGUUCCUGCAGGCUGCCGGCUCAGAGGACAAAGGGGUGGGUGGACAGUCACAAGAACACUGUUUGUGUUUGUCAUGGCAUCACUGACAGCAGGAAUAGAUCAGUCACAUCCCUGUAGCACAGAUGGUAGAAAAAAAAACUUGUGGUGGCUUCUGUCAGUACCUUGUUUGUGAGCCUGUAUGUUUUGUCUUUCUGGGGCUUGUGGUGUUAAAUGCUAUAUUUUUAUGGCCUGUGCUAUGGCUGAAGUCUCCUUCUGAGCUGGGAAAGGGCAGAUUGCAUCUCCUUGUAUUUCUUAAAUAUUGGCUUAAACUUUUUGUUGCUCUUGGCACAUAGACGAGGGACAAGAAUCCCCUCUUCAGGAGACUGUAUAUUUUCAUGUUCUCCUCACUGGAUCCUCUUCUCUCUCCUCAGGCCAAGGAAGGGGCCGACCAAGACAGCCGCAAGUCCUUCACCAAGAGAGGCUCCAAGACAAGUGAUGCCACAGAUUUCCCCUCAGGGACCGAUGCCCAGACCCUUGACCCCAUCAGUGAGGAGGAUGAAAAGCUGGACCACAGCACUUCCUCCAAGACUCCAGGUUCCAGAAAGAAGGGUGCGGGGGCUUUGUACCACAAGCUGCCCAGCGAUGAAGACUCCAGCCCAGAAGAAUCUGACAACACCACACCUCUCCUCCACAGAGAGCCCGGUGCUUCAUCCGCCCACAGAGGCUCCCCACCCUCGGGGCUGCUCGCCAAGCCUGGCUUCCUCUCUGAAAUCCUCCUGGACAAAAAGGACUCGUCUGACUCAGGGAUGCGCUCCAGCGACAGCUCCCUGGAGGAGGCUGAAGGAGACAGAGAUGGAGGAGCACAGAAGACCAGCCUGAUCGAGCUGGAGCUGGAGGGUCUGGUGAAGAAGAGAGGCCUCCUCCCGAGCAGCCUUAGCGGCCUACAGGAUGCUACAGUGGCCCGCAUGUCCAUCUGCUCCGAGGCUCCAUCUGAGGCCAGCCUGAUGGCCAGCAGCCCGGACGAAGGGUGGCCGUCCAGCGGGGUCAGCAACCUCAACCGCUCCGACAGCAACACCACCCUCAACAACAACACAAACAGCCCAGAUGACACCAACACUAACACCAACAACAGCCAUCAGCAGCAGCUGGCUAACAUCACAGGCACCUCCUCCUCUAGCCCCGUGUCCCCAGCCGCCAUCAUCAUCACCCCCGGCAGCAGCAGCAGCAGCAGCACCGCCAACACCACCGCAGUCACCAUCCACAACCAGAACCUGCGCACCAUCAACCUGGGAGAUGAGAGGGAGAGUGUCCUCUGAGGAGGGGGAGAGUGUUACUCUUCGUAGGGUCAUAUAGACGGUAGUUGUUAAUGACGUGGUUGUGAUGUAUUGUUGCUGUUGUGCUACGAAGAGUUAGAGCAGAUCUGUGUUCUACAGUUAGGAAAGACGUGUGACGUGUUACAGUAAAAAGCUUCAGUUACAUUAACAGGACAAAAAAAAAACUUUAACUGAGAAUGUUACAGACGAAAAGACACACUGAUGGUGACAUUUUAAUGAUACCAAAACCACACUAUGUGAAAACACGAGUAUUUAACUUGUUUUUAUGUUACAAAGAAUUUCACUGCUCUGCUUUUUUGAAUCAUCGUAGGUGUUUCUCAUGUGAAUGUGAUCUUAUUAGAAAAGUGUUUUAGCUACAGAUAUGUUACAAAUGAAAAUAAAGAAAAAGCGGGUCUUGUUCCUUUCCUUUCAGUAAAUAAAGCCAUGACUGAAAAGCAUGGCCCACUGCGGACUGAAGUCUCUUGAAUGUUGGUGUGUAGCUGUGUUUGGUAGUCGGGGUUUACUUGAAUAGAUAGAGUUAGUAAGGCAGUGCUGUGGUGUGUCUUUGUCAGUUCCUGGUGUUGUUACAAAAGCAUGAACUAGUCAAAAAGGUGUUGAUCUUUUCCAAAGAUCCACCUAAGAUGUUUGUGAAUCAAUAAAAAUGUGCUUUCUGGACCCUUAAAAUCUCGUGUUCUUUUUCUGUGCUUUCACAUCAGCAGAGUGAAGCCUCAGUAGACUCUAAUACAACUUAUAAAUAAACAUACAACAAACUAAAA
Molecule: messenger RNA, 46364 nt
Organism: Xyrichtys novacula (pearly razorfish)
Lineage: Eukaryota; Metazoa; Chordata; Actinopteri; Labriformes; Labridae
Source: the annotation of a GenBank genome assembly